CUUGACACUUGUGUGCGCUCUCUGUUUAUUUUCCCCUUGUAUCGACCAAAUCUAACGUUUUAAUUUCAAUUUACUCUCUUUCCUCCUUUGACGAAUCGCAUUUGGAUGUUAUCUCCAUCUGGGUUUGCGUUUAAAAAACGAAUCCGAGGAUAUAUUUAUGUUUUUCGCGUUUUGGCGAUUGAAGGAAUGGAUGCGCAUGCAGCUCCGCAGAGAGAGCGCUCGUCCGCAACAGGAAGCUAGCCAUGCCUCUCUAGGCCUCCACCCCCUGCUGGGCACCUAAAACCACCUAAAACUGCUCUCAGCCUGCAGGUAUCAUCAUCUGGCAGAUUGAGGACUCUCAAAGAUCGGAAGCAAAAUGGGGGAAAGACGAGCCAGGUCCUUCCACAUGACGUGCCACCUGCAGCGGGACUACGGCAGCAGGCUGGUGGGGCCCUUCACGCGGUGUGGCCCCAACGGCUACGCCAGCACCAGCCUCAGCCUGGACCAGGAGAUGGAUGCUGACCCUUCUUCAUCUAGUGUGGCCCUAGGGGCCCUGGCGCCUAUCAGAGGCCACUAUUCUCCUGUUUCACUGGAACUGGACCCGGCGGCAGUGAAUAAUGGAUCAGGCAUCCUCACGGAGAAGGACCCGGCGCUGCAGAUCUUGCCCGGUCAGCCGUCCGUCGCCCAGGCCGCGCCGCCUCUGCCGCGUUCGAGCUGGCUGCAUCACCAUCAAAAGGAGUUCCAGCGGCCGUACGUCAAGACGAGCAUGCAGGGCGAUGUAUACAACUUCCUCGAGAGACCUUCUGGACUGAAAUGCUUCCUCUACCACUUCCUUGUCUUCCUCAUGGUCCUGGUGUGUCUCAUCUUCAGUGUCCUGUCCACCAUCGAGCAAUAUGCAGACUUCGCCGCCGGAUCGCUUUUCUGGAUGGAAAUUGUGCUGGUGCUGUUCUUUGGAACGGAGUACGUGGUGCGGCUGUGGUCUGCCGGCUGUCGCAGCAAAUACGCCGGCAUCAAAGGACGCCUUCGCUUCAUCAGGAAGCCCAUAUCAAUCAUAGAUUUGAUUGUGGUCAUCGCCUCCAUCAUUGUGCUCGCUGUGGGCUCCAAUGGGCAAGUCUUUGCCACGUCUGCCAUCAGGGGCAUUCGCUUCCUGCAAAUCCUGCGUAUGCUACAUGUGGAUAGGCAGGGGGGAACGUGGAGGCUGCUGGGAUCUGUGGUCUUCAUUCAUCGACAGGAGCUGAUCACCACAUUAUACAUCGGCUUCCUGGGCCUCAUCUUCUCAUCCUACUUUGUCUACUUGGCUGAGAAGGAUGCCGUAGAUGAGGAGGGCAAGACAGGGUUCUCCAGCUAUGCCGAUGCCCUGUGGUGGGGCGUGGUGACAGUGACCACCAUCGGCUACGGUGACAAGAUCCCUCAAACGUGGAUCGGCAAGGCCAUCGCCUCCUGCUUCAGCGUCUUUGCCAUCUCCUUCUUUGCUCUGCCGGCUGGAAUCCUGGGUUCAGGGUUUGCCCUGAAGGUCCAACAGAAGCAGAGACAGAAACACUUCAAUCGACAAAUCCCUGCAGCGGCCUCGCUUAUACAGACGCUUUGGCGGUGCUAUGCGGCAGAGAAACCCAACGGCUGCGCGGCGACGUGGAAGAUGUACGUGCUAACCCCUGACGCCGUCACUGCAGUGGAACCGGACAACUCCAGUCCCAACAUCAGGAAGCUCAACAUAUCGAAAAAGGGCCCAAAAAGGAGGCUGAAGUCGUCGCGAGGUAACGGCUCCAUCGGCGUGUCCUCAGAGAGGGCCGUGUCCAUCCCUCAGAUCACCUACGACCACAUCGACGACUCUGCGGAGAAGAAAGAUGUCUCCUUCUUCAUGGAGGAGCCCAGUGGCAGCGUGGAAGGCAUCACCAGGAUGUUCAAACAAACCGGUCCCUGUCAUCAUUCUUGGUCUUCUUUCACUCUGAGCUGCCCUUCCUCUCCAGUGAGGAGGAGCCACGGCAACAGAAUGUCCAUCGACAUCACCCGCGCUAGCAGCCUAACCGAUGAGCUGGACUGCAUGUGUGAGGACAUCCCCCUGUCCGUGGUGACGGACAACACUCAUCUUUUGACCUGCCCCUUCGUGGCAUCGGUCCAGGACUCUUUCUCCACACACCACUUGAAUUCCACAAGGUUGUCUCACGCCCAGAGGUCGGCAGUGAAAGUCCUGCGUAGAAUGCAGUACUUUGUGGCCCGCAAGAAGUUUCAGCAAGCGCGUAAGCCCUACGAUGUUCGGGACGUGAUCGAGCAGUACUCGCAAGGCCAUCUCAACAUGAUGGUGCGCAUCAAGGAGCUGCAGAGAAGGCUGGACGGCACACUGGGAAAGCCUGGAAUGUUCCUCCCAGGUAAGGGGGAAGAUAAGGAAUUCCCGACGAUCGGAGCGCGACUGAUCCGUCUUGAAGAUAAGGUCGGGUCGUGAGGGCAGCAGUCUAAGCAGGCAAGCCCAGGGAAGCCCCUCUCCCUGGAUAUUUUGUCCAGCUCCUCCCGGUGGACCCCAAGGCGUUCCCAGGUCAGUGGAGAGACACAGACUCUCGAAUGUGUCCUGGGUCUUCCCCAAGGACUCCUUCUGGUCGGACGUGCUCUAAACACCUUCCCAGGGAGGCGUCCGGGAGGCAUCCUGACCAGAUGCUCGAGCCACCUCAUCUGGCUCCUCUCAGUGGGAAGGAGCAGCGGUUCUCGUCUGAGUUUCUCCGGGAUGACAGUUGAAAAUUGGUCUAAAAUUUUCAGGAAGCUGUUAGAUUUGUUGUGCACUUUCCUGAAAUGGCUUUCUUCUUGCUGAUGAUAGGCUCACAGCCUUCUCGUCGGUGUGUUCCGUCUCUUUCGCACUGCAGUCGUUUGUCAUGAACCAGAUAUUGUUUUCAAUAAAAUUCCAUCUGUGUGGACGGAUGUUUUUUUUACCUUGGACUGUCAAAAAGAUAUUUUUAAUAAUAUGUGUAAAGGAGAUUAAGGAAAUGCUAACAGCAUUUACUUUUUUUCCUCCUAUAACUGUACCAAAAAGCAACACAAGCACAGGUCACAAGGACUUCUUUGCAAAUAGAUAAACGAGGCGAACAGUCCUCAGACUCACCGAUACUACGUAGACUGAGUCAUACACAGCAUCACUGGUGUUUUUUGUGGUUGUUAAAAACACGCAGAGAGAGGGACACAGAUAAGACGAGAGACAGCCGGGUGAUCUCGACACCGCACGUCUCGUCCGUGACUCACCGCCAGUGUCUGCGCUUCAGUCGGGCCUGAUAAGCUGAGCCGAUAAACAACCGCAGUAGUAAUAGUAGUGGGAGGAGGAGGAGGAGACAAGGAAGGGCACCCUGACUGAUCUCCUCGUUCACACCAGGAGGAGUCCCGUUGAGGAGACCAGAAAGGACAGGACAGGCUGGAGUCUGAGAGAUAACUUGUAGAUAAGAUAGACUGCUGUGUUUCAUGCUCUCACACAGAGAUGUCUGUUGUGACAGGUCACAGGGGAAAGUCUUAACAGAACUUGCCUGAAAUGCUCUGGAACAGACGUUUUUGACCCUGACGUGCUUUGCCAAACUCCUCCUCGGGAAUUUACCCAAAUUGGAAUCACGGAUACUCGAUAGAUGGAUAGCGGAGUCUUUGAUGAGUUGCCGUGCAACACAAACACUCUAAUGACGCGGCCGUCUAGAAACUGUUCCAUAUACAGUCUUACUAUACCGGCACUUUCCUCACAUUUUCAGGAGACUUUACAUUCUCCAAAACUCAUUCAUUUUUGCCAACUCAUGUACCCUGGUGGAAAAUAGACUCUGUAGUGACCCAGGAAAAAUCACCAUGUUCACCAAUCAACAGCAAAAUGGUGGAUACCGGUAUGCAUAUCAAGACUGGAUGCGAGGAUGUAUGAAAAAGUCAUCUGAAAAAAAGGCAUACAUUUUGGCGUGAAACCAAAUCAAAUCCAGGGUUGGUUUUUUUUGACAAACUCCUCCUUGGGAAUUUGGACAAAGGAGCCCAAAUUGGAAUCAGAGAUGUUCGAAAGAUUACUGAUAAUUCAUUGCAAAGGAUUUUAGCCUCCGCCAUAGGACAGGGGUCGGAAACCUUUACUAUCAAAAGAGCCAUUUUGCCUCCUCUUCCAGUAAAGGAAAAUAGUUUGGAGCUUUUAAAAAAAUGUACCUGUUACAACAACAGAAUUCAACAAACAGACGGGCAGAACGCACGUGUAGGCCUACUUUGAAAUCAUGGGAAAAAAAGAACUGUGUUGGCCUUUUUGAGACGUUCCAAGACGUACUUUAACAUAAAAAGCCCACCAGAUUUGGCAUAUCUGCAUAUAAGCUCAAUAUUGUUUACACCGCUUGACACAUCACAGGCAAUUCAAUAUGUUUGUGCUGAAUUCAUGUCAUCGAUUUGCCUACCGGUGAUGUUUGUUGCCAUUCUUUUGGUCCUGUUCUUGACUUGACUUGUCUUUGUGGAGAGAGACAUUUCUUUCAUUUUUGGAAUAAUUUCCUGUUUAUUUUUUUAAUUCGGAAAAUAGAUGCUCUGACAUUUUUAUGAACGAUACCUUCAUGUUUUCUCCAUCUGUGAACGGCUUCCCCAUCCUUACGAUCUCCAGUGCAGUGUCAAAGCUAGCAGCUCUACAGUAGUGGAGUUUGCAGCCUUCAUCCACUUCUUAUAAGUACGUUUGUUCCGCUCAAACAUACAGUAGUUCCAAAAUCGCUGCCUUUCGCCCAUCUGCAGUUGGGUACUUUUUGGAAAAAGCUGAGUGCUUGUUUUGAAAAUGUCUUUCAACAUUACAUUUGAAAGGAAGGCUGCUACGGUGUAUUCGGGCCACAUUGAGGGAAAAAAAAAAAAUCAGAGAUUUUGAGAAUAAAGUCGUAAAUUUAGGAGAAAAAAAGGACUAAAUUUAUAGGAAAAAAAGUCGUGAUAUUACCUUUGCCCAAGGCCAAAGGUCACAUAAGUCCCCCCUUUUCAUAGCUGUCUCAGUCAAUGCUUGUUACGACUAAGUAUUCAAAUACAGUCAAACCUGUCUUUGCGGCCACCUGUAUAGAACGGCCUCCUGCCUAUAGCGGCCACUGACAAAUCCCCCCACAUGUUAUAGACCCUGUGUAUAGCAGUCACCUCUCCAACGCGGCCAGCGGCCACCCAUUUUGUCUCCCUUGGUCAAUAUCUGACCGCAUAUAGCGGCCAAAAUGCCAACUCAAGCAGAAGCUUCAUGCACGAAAAAGUUUAGUUUUUUAAUCAAUGAAGCCGUCGUGUGUAGACUUUAAUUACUGAGUCCUAGCUCAGUCACAAUCAUUCACAAGAUCCACACAAACUGUCAGUUGUUCCACAUAAAAAAGCCGUCUUCUUUGGAGCUUGUUGCAGACAGUGUCACCGUUUAUUUCCUGGUGUGAGACAAUGUGCACUGGUCAAUACUGUAAUGCCGCUUGUUGUGGGGAAGGAGAGACUCACGUCGCCGAUGCACUUUAAUUGCUUUAUUAACAGCGCAGAACACUGCAGGACUUUACAUCCAACAUAAACACACUUCCCAACUCUCUCGACAUUCACAGCUAGCACUCAGCCUAGCUCUCCUGCUCGUGACCGUCACUUCCUGAUGAACUAAAGCUGUAAUGACACUCUGCUGUAUAUAUAGUAGCACAGCUUUGUUCUGUGGGUGGUGUAGAAUAACAAGCCUAGUUGUUCUUUACAACUUUUAUCCGUAGUCCCACAGUGCCCUCUACUGGUCAACAUGUAACAGUAUAAUUAUAUGUAUCUGCAAACACAGCAAGCUUCUAAUCACAGUUAAUAUGUGUGCACACAAAUUCAAAAUGGCCGCCAACCUGUUUUUAACGGCCACCUGCCUUAGCGGCCACUUUUGCCGUUUCCCUUUAGUGGUCACUAUAGACAGGUUUGACUGUAAUCUGAGGUUUCGAGAAUAAAGUGUUAAAUUUACGAGAAUAAAGUCGGAAAUUUAUGAGAAAAAAACUUGUAACUUUAUGUUACAGGCAUUGCCUGAGAAAGCUAUGAAAAGGGGGGGGACUUAUGUGACCGUUGGCCUUGGGCAUGUGGAAGGAGCGGGGUAAGGAAGGUGGAAGUGAGAUGGGGUACACAUGCUGAUCUGUUUGUGCUCAACUGCUCUGCUUUGCUGCUGCCACAUUAUACAGUAAAUAAAAGCUUGCCUGAAGCAAGAGGAAAGUUUCCUUCCUUCCUGAAGAGCUAUGCUCUCUUUUCCCUCUCACACGUAUGACACAUAAUGUUACGACUUUAUUCUCAUACAUUUACGACUUUUUUUUCUCGUAAAUUUACGACUUCAUCCUAGUAAUACUACGAUUUUUUUUCUCGUGAAUUUAUGAUGUUUUUUUCUCGUAAAUUUAUGAGUUUAUUCUAAUAAUAUUACAAUUUUUUUUUCUCUUGAAUUUAUGACGUUUUUUCUUGUAAAUUUCCGACUUCAUUCUGGUAAAUUUCCGACUUUAUUUUCUAAAUUUCAAUUUUUUUUUUCAAUGUGGCCCUAAUACUCCGUCGUUGAAGGCAAAGAAAGAUAUCGAUAUAUCUCUUAAUAUAACUAUAUAACUAUUUUCUUCCGAGAUGUUUCCUUUUAGGGUUAUAGAUAGCUUACCGAGGGGGUAGCACGCUCUCACUGACUGAACACAUACUGGCCUCCCUCCCCCUUCCUUUGCUCAUCCAAUCAGCAGUCAGAACGUAGUGUAGAUGCAUUCACAGACUUGCGAUGAGUGGGAUAUUUCAAACUCUUUUCAAAAAUGCACAUUUCCUCCACUUCGGUGUUAAAAGAGCUUGACAUGGGGGCCGCGACAUGCAGGCUGAAGAGCCGCAUGCGACUCCGCCACGGGUUGCCGACCUCUACCAUAGGAUAUGGGCGGAGUCUUCAGUCAAACUUCUUAUAAAAACGCAGCCUCCCAGCCCAGAGUUUGACCAAACUUGUCAUGACAAAUAUCAUACAAUUUGUCAACAAAAGUCUCAAAGGUGCCGCAAUAAUGCAAUGGAAGUGUGCUGACCAAAAUGUAGCCAUGACGCCGGAAUUUAGACACUUUAAAAGUGCUUUUUUUUUUCAGCACAACUGGUUACACGCCGUUUUGUGCAUCUGUGGCUUUAAUGCUAAUGAGCCGUUCGUGUCAGUACCUGUGUAAGACACAAUAUGUCACAUACAAGACAGGAGGCCACAGACGUUAGCAACACUAGCAUAGGUAUGUGCUACAUUACAUCAUGUUAGGUGAGUCUUUUUUUUUAGAAGUGGUGGUUCUUCUAGCUGGGGUGGGUCAGAACCAUGUUCUGCCAGGCUGAACUUGGUGAUGGCAGCCUGGGGUCGGAGGUGAGCACACAAAGGCCCAUGUCAGACCGAGAGGUCAUUCCCACCAGUCCAGUGGAGGGUCAAAGUUCUUCUCAGCAGGCCACUGGAACAUAAUGGAGUGCUUGCUGUUCAUGUGCUCCCUCUUGCGAGCGUUUCAUCCGAGUACUUGCGCGUUUUUCAGGAAGUUCUGAAAGUGUGUUUGUAUGUGUGAGACAGAGAGAAAAGCCUGUUGAGUGUGUGCGGAGCGCCUGCGCUCGCCUCACUCAGCACCUUGACAUUGGCACUGCACGGGCCUCUCCGCCAAAAUCUGCUGCUUCAGCUACAUCGCACUUCCCCCUCCUCCACCCUACCCCCUCUAUGAGUCACUCCCCCGCCUGCCCUCGCCUCACUCCCACCCCGUCCAGGAGGAGCUUUAAUCACUCUGAUAAAGUUUUGGGAGGAGGGCCUGGAGUUAAGGGGGCCGUCCUGAUUGUUGACUCGGACUACUGUGGGAAUGCAGAUGCUCCGUGCGUGCGCUGGUGACCCCCACCAGCUGGGUGUCUGACGUCUGUCACACCAGCCGCUAGUUGGCAUGACAACACGGCAUAUGGCGACCAAAACAUGCAAUCUCCUCUUAAGGAUCACGCAAAGCAAGGUUUUAGCGGCCGGGCGUAAUUAGGCUCUGAUGGAAACGAUGCGUUUGCUAACUAAUUAUUAUUUAUUAUAAUUUUAUAUUAUUUAUUAUUUUAUUUUGUCAUCUGUUGGGGAAACAGAUGGUAAAAAAUAGGUAAAUAUUAGUAUUAGCACCUAUGUACUAAUAAACCCCUAAAUUCACUGCUUUCAGGUACAAAUGAGUUGCAUCAAAAAUUCUGCUUAAAUAAACACUAUAAUGCUCAUUUUGGCCAGUAUUUAAUCAACCGUAUGUUGGUUAUUGUAUUUUUGCAGUGUUUAGGUGAAUGAUGGUGUUAUGAUCGUAGAGUCAAUCAAAAAUGUAUAGAUUUUUAUUUUAAAGCCAGAAUUUUGAAUACAGAUCUUGUGCUGGAGACUGAUGGUUUUUUGCCAGUGAGGAAAAAUGCUUUGCUUUGCUCUGUAAUUUCGGCUCUCGAAUGUUUAUUAUCCACGUUUCCAUUGCUGUAACGAAGUGUAAUAUUGUGUUUUUUGUUAUGAACGGCUAAGCCAGAGUUAGGAUCCCAAAUGCAGGGAGCGACGCUUGAAGGUGAACAAAGGUUUUAAUGUCCAAAAAAUAAUGGUUUUCACAAGGCAAAAACGGCCUUGGUCUAAUGGUUAGCAUGUUGGGCAACACAGUAACAGUCUGGAGAUCGGGAAGUCCUGGGUUCGAUUCUCCCUUGGGCAUGUCUGUGUGGAAUUUGCAUGUUCUCCCCGUGCGUGGGUUUUCUCCGGGUACUCCGGUUUCCUCCCACAUUCCAAAAACAUGCAGGUUAGGUUAAUUGGAGACUCUAAAUUGUGUGAAUGGUUGUUUGUCUAUAUGUGCCCUGCGAUUGGCUGGCGACCAGUCCAGGGUGUACCCCGCCUGUCGCCCGAAGUCAGCUGGGAUAGGCUCCAGCAUGCCCCACGACCCUAAUGAGGAGAGGCAAAAACGAGAAGAGAGUCCAACGAAAACACACAGGCAGAGGUGAGGGGAGGUGGGUGGCCCAUGAGGAAGGGUGUUUGUGGCAAACACAGUGUAAGAUAGGCUGGCGGACGCCCCUAAGGCCCUGCAAAAAGCCUUCCAGAUACGAGAGGAGAACUGGGGGGCCCCUAUCCGAGACCAAGUCCGUGGGGAUGCCAUGGAGACGAAACACCUGUUCCACCAGCAACUGGGCAGUUUCAAGGGCGGAAGGCAAUUUAGGCAAGGCAAUGCAAUGUACCAUCUUAGAAAAGCGAUCAACCCCACUGAGGAUGACAGUAUUGCCUCUAGAGGACGGAAGACCUGUGACGAAGUCCAGUGCAAUGUGGGACCAAGGGCGAGCAGGAAUGGGUAGCAGCAAUAGGAGGCCGGACGGUGGACGGAGGCCUUGUUCCUGGCGCAACAAACUCCUUCACAUCCGCUGACAGGGAGGGCCACCAGAAUCGUUGAGGUACGUCUGACACCUGGGUGGCGUGCCAACCUGGAUUCAUGACCUCACCGGAGCACCUCUGGCCUGAGUUCAGCUGUAACGAAAAGCCUGCCGGCAGGGCAUUCCUCCGGUGCCUCCAUUCCUUCCAUUGCUUCCGACACCCUCUGCUCCACCUCCCACUGGAGUGCCCCCAUCAACACCCGGGCUACAGGUAUGAUGGUUGUAGGUGUUUGGUCCUCCUCGGCUGGGCCGUAGAUCCAAGACAGGGCGUCGGGCUUCGUGUUCCGAGAACCUGGCCUGUAUGUAAUUGAGAAGUUGAACCUUUUCAAGAACAGUGACCAAUGACCAACCUGGUGGGAAUUGAGUUUCUGAGCAGAUCUUAUGUAAGCAAGGUUCUUAUGGUCCGUUACCACCAGGAAGGGCAAGGCUGUGCCCUCCAACCAGUGCCUCCACUCCUGCAGCGCAAGCACGAUGGCCAACAGUUCACGAUUGCCCACGUCAUAAUUUGAUUCAGAAAUGGUGAGGCGACGGGAGAAGAAGGCACAGGGGUGGAGCCUCCGGUCGACCGGGGAGCGCUGCUACAGGACCGCCCCCACUCCUGUGUCCGACGCGUCGACCUCUACAACAAAUUGAGCAGAAGGGUUAGGGUGAGCGAGUACCAGGGCAGAAGUGAACAAUUUCUUAAGACUGACAAAUGCUUUCUCAACCUCUGGGGUCCAAACAAAGGGAACCUUCGUAGAUGUAAGCCCUGCAACUGUAGUUGCGAAUGAAGCGUCUGUAAAAGUUAGCGAAGCCCAGGAACCUCUGCAGUUGCUUUCUUGUUGUAGGAGAAGGCCAUUCAACCACCGCCUGCAUCUUGGCGGGAUCAGCUCUUAGUUGGCCCUUCUCCACAAUGUACCCCAGGAAUGACACGGACGAGGAGUGAAAUUCACAUUUGUCAGCCUUCACAAACAGCCGAUUCUCCAGCAGCCGUUGAAGAAUCAAACAGACAUGCCGGAAAUGCUCUUCGAGGUUUCUGGAAAAGUUAAGGAUAUCAUCCAAGUAGACAAAGCAGAAAACAUUUAUCAUGUCCCUGAGGACAUCAUUAAUAAGACAUUGAAAGACAGCGGGGGCGUUCGUAAGGCCAAAGGACAUAACCAGGUACUCGAAGUGCCCGAGGGGAGUAUUAAAAGCAGUUUUCCACUCAUCACCCUCCUUGAUACGUACCAGGUGAUACGCAUUGUGUAGGUCGAGUUUAGAAAACAAACGGACGUUGUGGAGGGAUGAAAAGGCAGAGUCCAUAAGUGGCAGUGGGUAACAGUUACGUACUGUAAUCUUAUUGAGACCCCUAUAAUCGAUACAGGGGCGUAACGACUUAUCUUUUUUAGCAACAAAAAAGAAUCCUGCUCCCAGCGGGGACGAGGAUGGGCAAAUAUGACCAGCAGCUAAGGACGUCAAAAUAUAUUCCCGUAACGCCUGCAGUUCGGGGGCCGACACGUUGUACAACCGAGCGUUGGGAAGCGUAGCGUCGGAUAACAGUAUUAUGGCACAAUCAUAAAGACGAUGCGGUGGUAGUGCCUGGGCCUUGUCCUUACUAAAGACGGCCCUGAGGUUGUGAUACUCGACCGGUACCCCAGACAGGUCUAAUUUCUCAGUAGUAGAAGGUAUAAUGGGCGUGUUUGGCACCACCGAGCGUAAGCAAUUACCGUAACAAAAUGGACUCCAAUUCUCAAUACGGGCGCCACCCCAGUCAACCACCGGAUUGUGCAAACGGAGCCAGGUGAGGCCCAGUACCACGGGUGCGGAUUGUGAAGGGACAAUAAAAAAACGGACAUACUCACAGACAGGCUGGUUAGAGCGGUCCAAUCCCAGGGGUCGAUCGGCCGAUGAUACCGGGACCGGGAUCCCCUCACACGUCGGCGGUGAACCCGAGCGGGACACUUCGACAGCAGGUGGUCGUUUUGGCCGGAGUAAAGGCAUAGGUGAAGCCGUCGGCGAAGUGAUCUCUCCGGCGAUGUAAGGCGUCGGGCUCCCAGCUGCAUGGGUUCCUCCCAGGGAGGUGUCGGCGGAUCCUCGGCCGGCAUGUCCGUGAGGGCGCCACUCCUGCGGUGAAUGGACAGGGUUGGUGCGGGAGUGGUGGUUCCCUCCUCUGCGUGCUCCCGGUCCCGCUCGUGGAGUCUAUUAUCCAGUCGGGUGGCCAAGUCAAUGGGGGCGUCCAGCGAGGUGGUGUCGUCGCGGACCGUCAGCUCGUCCUUUAUGCGGGGAUUGAGAGCCUUGCGGAAGAUACCGCGUAAUGCUGCAUCGUCGUAGCCGCUUUCCGCUGCCAGUACACGGAAGUCAAUAGAGAAGGUGGCUACGCUGCCUGAGGUCCAAUAACCGAAUACUCGCCUCCCUUUCCUUAACUGGGUGGUCAAACACCUUCCUCAUCUCCCCCAGGAAUGAGACGAGGGAAGAGCGGAUAGCGGGGCUAGCCUUGGUAAUAGCUAAAGCCCAGGCUGCGGCCUUGUCAGUUAGCAGGCUCAUAAUGUACCCUACCUUGGCGGGGUCUGUGGGGUAGGUACCCGGUUGCUGGUCGAAAACCAGGGAGCACAGAUGAAGAAACUGUUCACAGGAUCCUGACUCACUGGAAAAGCGUGGAGGAUGCGGGAUAUUCGGCUCGCGGAGCGGUUUAGUGGUUGCAACCGCCGGGGCUGGGGAGCUAGUAGCUAAUGCGCCGGAAGGAGGUAAGUGUUCAUCCGGCGAGAGGUGUGCGCAUGCUACUUCGAGGCGCGCGCAUGCUCCUUCGAGGCGCAAGUCACUCAUGCCAGCCGAUAAGGCUAAUGCUUCUCAUGGCCUUCUCAUGGUCUCCGACCAGCUGGCACUGGUUCGAGAGAGCGAAGCGGAAACGUUCUGCCUCUGCGGGAUCCAUGCUAUUGGCCAGAUCGUUCUGUCAUGAAUGGCUAGCGCCGGAGUUAGGAUCCCAAAUGCAGAGAGCGAUGCUUGAAGGUGAACAAAGGUUUUAAUGUCCAGAAAAUAAUGGUUUUCACAAGGCAAAAACGAGAAGAGAGUCCAACGAAAGCACACAGGCUGAGCCUAGCUAAGAAUAACAAAAAACACUACUACAUAAGGUAGUAGGGAAAAAGUCUAGGACAACUAAAGGCACCACUACAAAAGGUAGCAGGAAAAGGACUAGGAGUCUUAUACAACAGAAACUGCAGUAACAAGGAACUACUGCUACUGGAGUAGCCGAGCAGGGAUAAGUACUCACGAUACAGUAGCAUUAUAGCAAGAGGACAAAUCGGGAAUAGCUAGUACAGUAGCUCGAGGAGCGACGUAGCAGAAGGUACGAUCUGGCACCUAACAAGUCCAAGUGCCCUUCUUAAGUACCCGCCGCCUGUGAUAGUGUGCAGGUGUGUGCAGGUAGCUCCGCCUCAGCCGGCUUGGUGGCAACUGCAAGACACAGCAGACAGGCGGCAGCAAAAGGACAGACACAGAAUGUGACAUUUUUGUAGUUGGCAUCGGUGUAGAACUGCGCUGAAUCAAGCUGAGAGCUGUUCCUGAUACUUCGGUUACCUUAUUUGGCAUCAGUGUCAAAAAUAGUCUCGUCGAUCGAGAAAAUAAGCAUUAUUAUCUUGAAAAAAGCUGCUUAUUGGAUCUCCUUAUAUCAAACAUGGGUAAACUCCGGGCAAACUAUGUCUUUGCAAUGCUAUUUAUAAACAGCAGCUCAAGGAACUUUGAUACAAAGCAAAGUGGGGGUUUGUGUACAAAGCAGCUGGUUCUGCAAGUUCUGCAAAAAGUGAUGUUUUAUAUUUUAUGGGUGUUUUUUCCUGUCAAAAACUUUGCGCCCCUGCAUUAUUGAAGGUGCAAGUCUUUACGCCAGCAGUUUGGCUCUUGAAUGUUUAUUAUCCACACACACAAUUGAAGUUAAAGGAAUAUAAGUAUUGCAAUAAAUUCUUUUGGGUCAGGUUUAUCGAUGCGGCACAUUUUUCCGCACAACUCUUUGCUGCCUAAAGGGCUGAACGAGCCAAAAAGAUGAUAAAAAGAGGAAGAGAAUUGUAAAAAUUCUAAAUAUAUUGGUUGAAGAUACAAGAAAAAUAGCAACAAACAGAAAAAUUCUGUUUGUCUCAUCCAUCCAUCCAUUUUCUAUGCCAUUUCUCCUCAUUAGGGUCGCGGGGGUAUGCUGGAGCCUAUCCCAGCUGACUCCGGGCGAGAGGCGGGGUACACCCUGGAUUGGUUGCCAGACAAUCGCAGGACACAUAUAGACAAACAACCAUUCAUACCUAUGGACAAUUUAGAGUCUUGCAACUGGACAGAAUUUCCCCAAAAGAGUGUCGCGUCCCUUUAAAAAUCAUCAUGAUAAUGGCUUGAUAGCCACUGUUGGUACUUUCCAACGACCACACAGACAGUAGUAGCAUGAGGCGGUAUCGCUUGCAUGCCACAAGCCAUCAUGUCACCACCGUGCAUCAUAACUUGAGUCCUUCCGCCCUUAAAAGCAACUGAGUUCCCACUGCAAACACGGCGCACAGCGGGCGUGGUCACAGCACCGGAUUGUUUUGUUUUUCUACCGCCGAGCAGCAGCGCUUCCCUUCACGGCUUUAUUGCCUGCAGGAUUAUGCAAAAUUUGCUUAACUUUUGGCAUAUUGGCACACAAACCCUUUUCAUGCCAUAAUAAAGCAAAAAAAACAAGUUAUUGUGCAUCAUGUGUUUUUACAUUUGGGACAUAACAGCCUCUCUCCUAUUAACAUCUCGUCCUCUUCACGGUUAGGUAAAUAAACAUCCCAGCUAUAUUUAGACCACUCACGAUAAUAAAUGUUCGUGUUUCGACAGAAAAAAAUGUUAUCAUAAUAUAAACAAAUCACUUGAGUGUUUUAAUCGUUGUUAUAGUUGGUACCAGUGGGGGGUGGCAUGGCUCAGGUGGUAGAGUGGUUGUCUCCCAACCUGAAGGUUGCGGCUUCGAUCCUGAUGCUGCGUCAUCAGUGGGCAAAUGUGCUCGCAGUGUCAAAGCGCUUUGAGUGCGUUGGAGGUGGACCAUUUACCACUAGUGCCCCCUCUGGCCAUUGAGGGUAACUACAUCCACUGUGGUUAUCAAUGUGAAAGAACAACAUUUUUCUUCUUUCUCUCUCCAAUUACAAAUCAAGUGAGGCCAAAAAACAGUAAAUUAGCCCGAAACCCAAUAUGGACUCCACCCUGGAGAUUACACGGUCCACUCAGCCAGCAUGCACAAGAAUAACAGCCUGGCUUGCUCUCACUACUGUCCUUUAGCCGCAAUGUGUGUGUGCUUUGUUUGUGUGGUUGUGCACAGGCCUUAGCUACUCCAAAGAGUGUGUGUGUGUGUGUGUGUGUGUGUGUGUGUGUGUGUGUGUGUGUGUGUGUAUGAACGGUGUUGUACCUGCACGUAGACAUACAUGUAAUUGGCCCCUGAGGAGAGCAGCGGGACUGAGAAAUGUUUUUCCCCGUCAACUGUUGAGCAAGAAUGUGUUGUCGUACAAAAUGUGUCGGCUGUUGUGUGACACAUCGACACACACAUGAGCCGCUACACACCUGUCUGCUUCUGUCAUGUCGCACAUAUUCCGACAGUUGAUCAUCUUUGUUAGUGUAAAAUAAGCAUUUCAACUGCAGGCUCGUCUAUAGUUGACAUGAAGGGGGAGUGAGACAAAAAGUAUUUGGAACUUGUAAUUUAAAAAUAAAUAAAUAAAACUGAAAUAGGUCGUUUAUCAGCGGAUCAAAAGUUUAAGACCACAGGCUAUAAAAACCAAAAUUGUUUUCUGUCAGGCAUUCACACUGUCAUGCCCUCCUGAUGGUAAAGCUAAGAAGCUUUCUCUUUUUGAAUGCGGUCGGAUUGUGGAGUGCAUAAGCAAGGCCUCUCGUAGCGUGCCAUUGUUGCUGAGGUUGGGUGCAGUAAGACAGUCAUUCUACAUUUUUUGAAAGAUCCUGAGCAUUAUGGAACAAAAAAAGUCAAGUGGUAGACUCCAAAAAAAAAUCACACCUGCGCUGACCCGGAGGAUCCGAUUGGCUGUCCAUGAAGACACAGGGCGGUCUUCCACCCACAUUAAGGUCCUUACUGGUGCCGACUGCAGCACAAUAACCAUCAGACGGCAUCUGCGGGAAAAGGGUUUAAAAAAAAAAAAGAAUUAAAAGACCUCGUCUCCUUCAAAGCCACAAAACUGCCUGUUUAGACUUUGCCAGGGAGCAUCAAACAUGGGACAUUGAAAGGUGGAAAAAACUUUUAUUCUCUGAUGAGAAAAAAUGUAACCUUGACGGUCCAGAUGGCUUCCAACGUUACUGGCAUGACAAGGAGAUCCCACCUGAGAUGUUUUCUACCCGGCACAGUGGAGGGGGGGUCCAUCAUGAUCUGGGGUGCUUUUUCAUUCAGUGGAACACUGGAGCUUCAGGUGGUGCAGGGUCGUCAAACGGAUGCAGAUGUUGCAGCGGGCAUCCCUCAUGACUGAGGGCCCUCGUCUGUGUGGUAACAGCUGGGUUCUUCAACAGGACAACGCUGCAGUUCGCAAUGCUGGCUUGACCAAGGACUUCUUCAGGGAGAAUAACAUCACUCUUUUGGACCAUCCUGCAUGUUCCCCUCAUUUAAAUCCCAUAGAGAACAUUUGGGGAUGGAUGGCAAGGGAAGUUUAUAAAAAUGGCCAUCAGUUCCAGACAGUUGAUGCCCUUGGUGAAGCCAUCUUCACCACUUGGAGCAAUGUUCCCACUAGCCUCCUGGAAACACUCCCAUCAAGCAUGCCCAAACCCAUUUUUGAAGUGAUGAACAAGAACGGUGGAGAUACUCAUUACUGAGUCCUACUGAGAACAUUUUUUGUUCUGGUUUGGAGAGUUUUUUGUUAGUUUUUGAGCAAUGGUCUUAAACUUUUGAUCAGCUUAUAAACAGCUUAUUUCAGUUUAAUUGUUGUUUUCAAUCAGUUACUUUUUCAAAAUGCUUUUUGUCUCACUCCCCCUUCUUGCUUUUGCAUAUUUUAUUGCAUAUUGUAAAGCGUAAUCAUGAUUUUGAGUGCAUGAGAAAGUGGACGAAAAGAAAUGUAGUGCUCUGUCACCACAUGGUCAUGUAUGAAUAAGUAUAUUGCACAACACAGCGCAGGCAAUAAAACCAAUGUUGUAACAGCAGUAAGGCGCAAACUGCAUUAAUCGCACUCAUGAACUGAUUGUAAACGACAACACGGGAAAUGCAAUAUACGUGACUUUCACACCAACAGCUGAGUAGCAACAUUUUAUAGCGCAUGCGGGGGUAGAUAAAGCUGCUGGAUGCUGACCACUCCAGAUAAGAACAAAUGCAUCUCCUACCAUCGUAAUUGAAAAAAACAAAAACUUCACCAGUGCCAGCAGUUACACACCUUUGUGGUUAUUUGCUUUUAUUUUGUUUUGACAUUUAAUCCUACAAAGUUUGUCCAUUAAAUAUUAAAAGACAAUCCUAUGUAUCUGUGUUGUUAGUUCAUUAUUUCAGUUUAUGACUCUAUAAUUUGGAUAAUUGCGAGGAGCGAUGCUCUUCCACUUCCCUUUUGUUAAAAAGCAAAGCUGCACUUUAAAAAACAAAAAAGAAUUCCCAUCAUCCGCAAUCCUUAUGUGAGACAUGAACACACGUCUUUCUCGUUUCUGUGCGUUCUAAAGAUAUAAAAAGAGACCGCUAUUAAAACACCUCCUAAAACCUCCAACAAGGUUUUAUGGUUUCAUAUCCAUGCUGUGGCCAUGUAGUAACAGGUACAUUCAUGAUAACAUGUAAUACUUACAGUAUUUUACCAGAUUUUGGUCAUUUUAAGCAUUACCGGAACCACCUUCCUGGGCGAAUUGAUUUCACAUAGCAACAUAGAAACAAAUGCUACACGUAGCAUUAACUUUUCCAAACUCAAAAAUACAAAAACAGUAGCAGCAGUGGCAGUUCCAGUGUGUAGCAUGACUUUUCUGGUAAUGGUCUGAGGCACUGGGCUGCGGACGAGUGUGUGGUGAAGCUAGUGGCUAGCCAGCUAGUGGCUAGCCACUAGCUGGCUAGCCAGUGUGUCAAUGCCAGUGCCCCAGUAACAUAGUUCAAUCGAACUCACACCUGAGUUCAAUUUCUCUAGAUACACCCAGGCCUGAUUACUGCCAAACCAGUUCUUAAUCAAGAAAGCACUAAAAUAGGACCUGACAAAGUGCAGUAGACCAAAAGAUCCUCUAAAGCUAGACAUCAGGCCAAGGUCUAAAGAAAUUCAGGAACAAAUGAGAAAGAAAGUAAUUGAGAGAUCAGUCUGGAGAAGGUUAUAAAGCCAUUUCUACAGCUUUGGGACUCCAGCGAACCACAGUGAGAGCCAUUAUCCACAAAUGGUGUAAACAUAGAACAGUGGUGAACCUUCCCAGGAGUGGCUGGCCAACCAAAAUGACCCCAAGAGCGCAGCGACGAUUCAUCCAAGAGGUCACAAAAGACCCCACAACAACAUCCAAAGAACUGCAAGCCUCACUUGCCUCAGUUAAGGUCAGUGUUCAUGACUCCACCAUAAGAAAGACACUGGGCAAAAACGGCCUGCAUGGCAGAGUUCCAAGACCAAAACCACUGCUGAACAAAAAGAACAUUAAGGCUUGUCUCAAUUUUGCCAGGAAACAUCUUGAUGAUCCCCAAGACCUUUGGGAGAAUACUCUGCCAAAACCUUUUGGAAGAUGUGUGAAUGGAAGGUGUGUCCCAUUACAUCUGGCAAAAAAGUAAUGCCACAUUUCAGAAAAAGAACAUCAUACUAACAGUAAAAUAUGGUGGUGGUAGUAUGACGGUCUGGGGCUGUUUUCCUGCUUCAGGACCUGGAAGACUUGCUGUGAUAAAUGGAACCAUGGAUUCUGCUGUCCAAAAAACCCUGAAGGAGAAUGUCCGGCCAUCAGUUGGUGACCUCAAGCUGAAACUAACUUGGGUUCUGCAGCAGGACAAUGAUCCAAAACACACCAGCAAGUCCACCUCUGGAUGGCUGAAGAAAAACAAAAUGAAGACUUUGGAGUGGCCUAGUCAAAGUCCUGACCUGAAUCCUAUUGAGAUGCUGUGGCAUGACCUUAAAAAGGCGCUUCAUGCUGGAAAAGCCUCCAAUGUGGUUGAAUGACAACAAUUCUGCAAAGAUGAGUUGGCCAAAAUUCCUCCACAAUUUAGGGGGCAAUCAUUUUUUCACACAGAGCCAUGUAGGUGUGGAUUUUUUUCUCCCAAAAUAAUAAAAAGUUGUAUUUUAAAACUGCAUUUUGUGUUCAGUUGUGUUGUCAUUCACUAAUAUUUUAAUUUGUUUGAUGAUCUGAAAUAUUCAAGUGUGACAAAAGUGCAAAAAAAAAAAAAGAAAUCAGGAAGGGGCAAACACUUUUUCACACCACUGUGUGUUCAUGUCUCACAUAAGGAUUGUGGUUGAUUGAGAACAUUUUUUAAAAAGUGUACUUUUCCUUUAACUCAUAUAAUAUACCAUGCAAAAUGCAAGCUUGGGUGGUUAAAAAGACCUACAGAAUUCUAAAUAUCUAUCAAUCAAUAUUUAUAUAUAUAAUAAACCUAAACAAGUCCAUGUAUAUGUGCACAGCUGCCUGUGUACUUCAACAAUACACACAAAUCAUAGAAGUCACACUGACAGGCUAUGACAGGCCGUAUAGUUUAUGACAAGUACCAUGUACGGUCUUGCACAGGCAGGAAAAGGGCUGUGUUGAUUUGGUUAGUGAGAUUACACUGGGCACACGUUAGCGAGCUGCGUCCAACGUGAGGCCCGGCCAGGCUGCGGCCGCGUUGGCUUGGUUAAUGCUAGGUCUGCUGGUCUGGAGCGCCCAAUGCUGGCCUGCGACUGGGGCGCAGCGGCUGAUUGCUUCCAGCCCAUGGUGGAGGUAAUGAAGGCUUGGUGGUCAUCAUGAUGCACAAUUACAUACACUCACACACACACACACACACACACACGGGCUGACCUAUGAGGGAAUUUUCAUACACACAUGUACUUUUGUGUGUGUAUGUUUUCUGCCAUGCUUAUUAGUGGUUGCUGACACACAUGCACAAGCACUCACACCAGCGACUGCAUGUGCAGAUUCACCAUACGCACACCUUCAAAUGAAUCCAUUCCUUGCCACUGUGUUGAACACUAUAUUCAAUUCAACUCCACAAUUUCACCCUAUUUUCUGUCAUUUUAUUGUAUUUAAUUUGAUUGGAAAUAAUAAAUUGCUACGCAAAUGGCAAAUGAAAUAGUAAGAAAUACGAUACAAUAAGAUAACAUUAACUUUAUAUUUAUGUUUACUAACAAAAUAUGUCAAUUUGUUGAAACUGUAUUUUACGGCCGUAACAAUUGAUCGAUUAAUCAACGGUUGAUGGACCACCCAAUUAAUCAAAAAUUAUUUUGGUAAUUGAUUAAUUGUUUUUUUUUUAUUUAAAUAUGUAAAUAUCCUCUGAUUUCUGCCUCUCAAAUGAAAGCAGACUCAUUAUGUUUGUGUUUUAGCCAAAACAAGAUAUUCACACAUAUCAGCUUUGACUUUGGAAAACAGGGAUGGCCAUCAGUGCCUCUUUCUGAUGUUGCGGACCCAACCAGUAACUGUAGGUGUUUGUUCCAUAUUCAUUUGGUCCAUCUAUGGCCUAACCGAUUACUCCAUUGAAACAACUGAAACAACAAGCUUCAGAAGAAUCGACUAAGAAAAGGUUGUAAUUGUAUGUUUGUGUACGUUUAUUGUUUUACUGAAGCCAUUUGACAAACAUUUAGAUUUUUUAUUAUUUAACAUUAUUCUAACAGAAUAUUCAAGCGGCAACCUGGUGUUUGUGCACUUAUUUGCUCUGUCAGUUCAAAUCUUCUAUUUCUGAAUAGAGGCGGAAAUAAAAAAAUGUGCUGUUGUUGGGUUUUUUUAAUCCGAUUAAUUGAAUAAUCGAAAAAAUAAUCGACCAAUUAAUCGGUUAUUCAAAUAAGUGUUAGCUGCAGCCCUACUUUAUAAUGUUUAUGUUUUUUGUUUUUUGUUUUUUUUAGGUGUUAGCUUUAACACCUAGCACAAUAUAUUGUAAUUUAUUAGUUGCAAAAAAUCCCCAAAUUAUUAUUUUUUAUAUUAUCUUAAUUUUUUUAGCUUUCAUUUUAAAAUGAUCUUCAACAAUCUGUACAGUAUGUCGGCACAAUCUAAUGCAAAAUACGCAGGCAAAACACAAAAAAAUAUAGCUUUAUAUAACUGUGUUUAACUGUAUUUUGUUAAUUUAAUUUAAUUUAAUUUAAUUUAAUUUAAUUGUAAAUAAUAAAUUGACAUGCAACUUGCAAAUGGCAAAUGACAUAAUAAAAAAUAUGAUGCAAUAAAAUAACAUUAACAUGCCCAUUUUUUAAACCUGCGAUUUAGACCUUAGCUUCAGCAGCUUGAACAUUAUAUUACAAUUUGUUAGUUACAAAAAUCCCCAAAUUGUUAUUACUUUUUGAAAAUCUUACCUUUUUUUUUGCUUUAAUUUUAAAAUGAUUGUCAACAAAAUGUAUGCCUAUUUAAUUUAAUUUUAUUUUAUUUUAUUUUAUUUUAUUUUAUUUAAUUUUAUUUGUUGCAUAUUGUACAUUUGCUCGCUCAAAAGGUUGGCUGAGUCGUGCCUGACGUGUGGAGCGUGCGAUCACGCUUGUGUGCUUGCUGCAUCAAGAUGUAGUGUGACAGGCCACACACACACAUAUCCACGUAAUAAUUAGGGAAGUGAGCUUAAGGAGGAGUAAACCUCUUAGCAGCACGUGGACAGAAUGAAUACAUGCUUCUUACAUAAGAAUAAACAGAACAUUUAAUAAUUAUAUACGGAGCAGCCAUUGGGCUUGAAGGAGAGGCUCAACCAGCUUGCGUUCAACAGGUGCAUAUUCAUCAGCCACGCUAAAGAGGUUAUUGACACCACUAGGCUCCUGCUCUUAAAAAAACAUUAACUGCCACGUAAAACCCAAGCUGACGAUACGCUCAUAGUUUCAAAUAUCAUCCAAACGGAGUGCACUGAAACAGCUUAAUUCACCUUUAGAUGUGUAGCUUGUGCUGAGGCAAUUUUUGGAUCGGAAAAGUUAACUUAGAACAGCUCAUCUUAUCUUUGGCUGCUGGUUUUUAUGGAUGUUUUAACAGUUGUUAUUCAUUGACCGGUGCAAAGGGUUCUAAGCAGUUGUUUGGUCGGUCCAUAAAGCACUCAAACUAAUUGUUUAAAUGCAUCCUUCUCAACAGUGCAUGAAGAUUGGCAAAUAAUUGCUUGUAUCCGACAACCGGAUGAUGAUGACGUCUGAUGUAGGAAUGGCAUAACUCCUGCUAUUUCAAUCCAUGAAGUAACGUAACAUCAAAUGCGGUUUACUUUGUCAUCUUGACAUUAAAGCUAUGGCUGCGCAUUACAAAUAUUUGACUCACACUACACUCAGAAAAGUGCUUGAGUGGGCUGUGAUGUGCGUGCUACAGCAACAGGUGGUGCGGUAAGGCAAUGUUGGCCAAUAUUCAUUAGAUAUUUUGACAUCAACAAAAUUAUAUUAAUAAAAACAGUUACUUUUAAUUCAUCAACAAGCACAUUGCACAACACAGGAGUGACAGAACCAAUGUUGUAAUAGCAGUAAGGGGCCAAUUGUUCAGCAAGCAUUAAUACCGCUUUAAAAAGUAACUUUUCUGAAGUUUCAAGAAUUAUUAUCAGUUAUUUUUAUUAAUUACAAACAAAACAAAAAAGAUUAACUAAACUUAAGAAAACUCAAAAAAAUAAAAGGAUUCGGCGGCACAGAAAAUGAAUGAAUGAAUAAUUAAUCCAGGCAAAAUUAAAAUAGACAUCUAAGUUGACUAAUGAUCGCAGUGCAAGGGAAACACCACAUGGACCACAUAGUCUAUUUAUUAGCAAGUAUAUUGCACAACACAGCAGCAACAGAACCAAUGUUGUAAUAGUGCUAAGGGGCGACUUGUUCAGCCAGCAUUAAUAGCGCUGUUGAUUUCAUUGUAAACAAGUACAGUACGGCAAGUGGCACACGCAGGAGUUUCACACCGACAGCUGAGUAGCAACAUUUGAAAGCGCAUGCAGAGGUAGAUAAUGAUGCAGCCGUCCAAGAGGUCAAGCAUCCGCUUUAAGGUUUUAAGGAAAGCCCAUCAAAUGUGAUUAAAGGCUACCCCGGGUAAGCAGCAGUGCAAAUAAAACUGUCAUAAAGAUGACAUGACUCGUGCUCAAAAGUGACGCCAUUGACGCCUGCCUUUCUGUACGCCACAAAACAACCAAAACUCCGCCAGACUGUGAUGGAAAUAAACACAUCACGGCGCAGUAAAAGCAGGAUGACGGCAUGUCAUCUUUACAGCGCAGGCCCCCAAUUAGACAUUCCUCUGAAUUUUUCAGCCCCGUGUCAUUAUGUGUGCUUGUCACUGCAUGGGACCAACGCAGUAAUCAGACCCUUUUUUUCUGCGGAAAGUUCAUUUAGACCUCACGCGAUUGCUUGUGGUUGGAGAGGUGGGAAGUAUACGACUGCGGAUGCCGCUCAAUGACACUCUUGCAUUUUGUUUGUCUUUGGUGCAAGAUAACCAGCCUUAAAUGUAUCCGGAUCUUGGCGUAUACACUAUCUCACAAAAGAGCAAGUAUUGGAUUAUAUCUUCUCAAGGAACAAUACUUUAUAAGUAAACUUGGAUGUACUGUAGAGUAGUCAGUGUACAGCUAUCCAUUGAAAAUGACACACAGUCAUUAUUGUCCAAAUAUCUGCCAACACAUCUGGCAAGAUAAUAGCAUCCUGGUUGCAUCAUCCUGGGACUGCACGAGUGCUGCUGCCCCUGCGGGAGGUGCGGUUCAUGGAGGGAAACAUGAAUUCAACACGCAACAGUGAUUAGGUAAAUGGCUGGCAACACAAGUGAGUGGCAUUUUAAUUGUGUCUUGGUUGCAUCAUGGUCUGUGGCUGCACGAGUGCUGUCGGCAGGGUUAAUAGAGGUUCACUGAGGGAAGCAUGAAUUCAGCACAACAAUUAUUAGGUAAACAGCUGGCAACACAAGUGAGAAGAUAAUUGUGUCUUGGUUGCAUCGCAGUCUGCAGCUGCACGAGUGCCGUCGGUGGGGGUAGUUGCGGUUCAUUGAGGUAAACAUGAAUUCAACACACAACAAUUAUUAUAUAAAUAGCUUGCAGCACAACUGAGAAGCAAGAUAAUUGUGUCUUGCCUACAGUCAAGCAUGAAGGCGGUAGCGUCAUGGUCUGGGGGAUGCACGAAUGCUCCCAGCAACUGCAAUUGAUUGAGGGACCAAUGAAUUCAGUACACUGCCAUAAAUAGGUGGCAACAUAAGUCCACCUUGCAGUGAAAUUGUCCCAAAAAGUGACUCUCUAGCACUGCCUUAACCGUCUUGGGCAUGGAUUUGAGCAGCACUGCACAGGUUGUGACUGUAAUCCUCCUGCACUCAUUUGUGAUGACAUCACUGGUGGGUCUGGUGUCGGGCUGGGCGAUAUAUCGAUAUUUUUAAAAUAUCGAUAUUGUUGAUAUCGAUAUAGACUGGAUUUGGAAGGAGGGAGGAGGGGAAGAGCGGAAGCCCGGAGGCUCCAGUCGAAGCGAGACCGUCUGUGGUGGAAGAAUGAGUCAGCAAGGAAUAAGCGGUAGCUCAGUAAUGUGGAGGUACUUCACAUUCAAAGCAUAAAAAAAUAUCUUUCACCACCUUAAAACUUGGCACAAACUCCAAUACAAACAACUCCAAGCAAAGCGGUGUGCUUUUCUAAAGAAGUGUCCUCUCACAUUGCUAAGAUAUGGUCCUCGUUGCAACAUUGGAAAAAAAGGCUAAUUGUUAAAUAAGGCAUUAUUUCUAUAAACUACUUGUGAACAGUUAUAUCUAUACUGUACUUAUUUUAAGGCACUCAGUUAAUAAUUCAAUCAAUAACCAUCAUUGCAAACAGUUAUUCUAAAAUCUAUUUGUAUAUGUUACUUGAUAAAAUAACUCAGUAAAUCACUUUUUAGCCUACAGCAGUCACAAUUUUUUAGCACGACCAGCUCUACUACAAAUGUACAAGGAAGUUAGACGGGCAGUUGCUUAGCCUGCUGCACUUGACAGGUUGGUGUUCCUGGCACAAAAUAAGGACAUGCUUGUGUCUUCUAAAAAUGUUUACCCAAAAAAUACUACUGUUCAGUUUAGAGUAUUUUUGAGUUGCUCUUAAACCUGGCACUCCUUCAUAUUUUGUUCUUUUGUUAUUAGCUUAGGAUUUGAGCAUAGCUAAAGGUUUGUUAUCAAAAAGAUUCUAUUUUACUUUUUCUAUAUUUAUUUCAUAUUUUUAGAGGCUGUUUUUAGAUGAGAAAAAAAAAACAUCCUCAUGUGAAGUAUUUAUUUUAAUAAAGCAAUUUGACGCGCAUGUUUGGGUUUGAUUGUGUCAAACUUUGCUUAAAAAAUAUGGGGAUAUAUAUUGUAUAUCGAUAUUCAACCUAAAUAUAUCGGGAUAUGAGUUUUGGUCCAUAUUGCCCAGCCCUAGUCUGGUGGAUGUUUGCCUUCUUACGCUCCUCCACCUUCCUUCCUCGAGGUGCUCGACUCGACUCUUAAUUAUGUUGGAGGUGUGUUGAAGCUCCUCACCAAGCUGCCAUGCACCCCAGUUUAUGCUUCACAGUGUCACAGUACAUGUGAAAUUCAUCUUCCCCCUCUAUGAACCGCAGCUUCCCAGUGGCGGCAGCCCUCAUGCAGCCCCAGACCCCAGACACAAUUAUCUUGCUACUCACUUGUGUUGCUAACUUCCAUUGUCAAGAAUACCAAACUACCCGACCCAAUGGUCCCACUUUGCUGUACCUCUUUGUUCAUCCGUAGUACGAGCCCAUGCAUCCACGUAUACAUUUACUUUGCUUGUGACAUACCCAAGCGUGUAUUUGUGUCGUACUUGUUCUGCUUUUGUGGCACAUGUAUGUUUGCAUACUGGUGCGUCCACACUUUGCAUAUCAAUAGAUGGCUGUUCCUGCAAAAUGUUCCCAUAAAGAACUGCUAGCGAGCCGGUUCCAUUCAUUGUAAAGGAGUAGGGUCCGCCCUCCCACCCCACCACCAUCGCUUCAUGAAUGGGCAGUAAUUACAGCUUGAUGGAAAACACUAAUGUGUCUCAUAAAAAAACAACGACAAAAAAACACGACACUUAAGACCGUUACGAUUAGUCUUUCCAGGAGACAAAACCAAGGAGACGCAGCGUGCACAUGCCUUCACUUCCAAGUCAACAAGGCUGCUGAACGACAAACGCCACGCCAUCAAUCCGGACUUGUUUGUUUUUCUUUGCUCCUUAAAACCAUAAGUGCACCCCUUUUGUAUUAAAGCUAAUUUGGAAAAAGCCACCGUUAAAAAAGGAGCGCUUGCCCGUGGCUGUAAAUCAGUCUAGUCUGAAGACACAGUUGGGGUUUCAUUGGUGUUGCAUUGUAAUGCUUAUUUAUACUCAUAAAAAUAUAUACUACAAGUCAUUAGAGGGCCCUAUUGUUCAACCAUUUUACAUCCUCUGUAAUGGCAUGUGUUGUCCAAAAUCAGGCCUUGAUCCUGGAAUUUAGACAGUUUAAAUGUGCUUUUAGUAAGCCAGACUGGAAACACACGGAUUUGUGUGCGUGUAGCUUUAAUGCGAAUGAGCUGUGUUGGUAUCCAUUGUGUACUUUAUCUAAUAGAUGCCAUAUAUCAUGUACAACAACAUAGCAUUAAGGAGUGGGGCAGGAGGACACAGACAAUAUGAACACUAGCAUAUUGCUAAUAUACUAGCUACAUUGCUAACAUCAAUAUGUGAGCAGGAGCCUCCUGAGCAGGAGCCUGGUUCGCAAUGCUAGGAGUAAUUUGACCCUGUUCACGGAAAAUGUUGGCAUCCGCAAAGGCUGCCCUGUGUUGCAGAUUCUGUUCAUAAUUUCUAGGCGCAGCCAAGGCAUUGAGGGUGUCCAGUUUGGGGGCCGUAGGAUCUCAUCUCUGCUAUUUGCAGAUGAUGUGGUUCUGAUGUCCUCAUCAGACUGUGACCUUCACUGUUUGCUGCGGCGGUUUGCAGCUGAGUGCACAGUACUUCCAAAUCUGAGGCCGUGAUUCUCAGGGUCGAUAGCACCCCUCAGGAGUGAGAUCUUGCCCCAGGUGGAGAUCCACUAUUUCGAGGUCUUCUUCAUGAGUGAGGGAAGGCUGGACUGGAAGAUCAACAGGCGGAUUGGUGCAGUAAUGCGGUCUCUGUGUCGGGCCAGGAGAAGGUCAGAGUAGAACUGCUGCUCCUUCGCCUCGAGAGAAACCAGUUGAGGUGAGCGAGUGAGUGAGUGUUCUGGGCAUGCCCAGCUGGGAUGGAAGCCGUCGGGCAGUCCUAGGACAUGUUGGAGGGAUGCCUCGGUUGCCGGAGACCGGGAAGUCUUGAGUUUCCUUUGAGACGGUAUCCCUCCAAACCUUAUGUGGAUAAGUGGAACGAAAUGGAUGGACUGCGCUCAACCCCCACCGAAGAGCGACAACAGGAUCAAGACUUCAGCCUUUAUAGCUCCCAUGUCUGUAGCUGAGUGACAGUUGACAGAGCUCUGGGCUUUAUUUUAAGAUGUGUAGCAAAGCCUGAGAAAGGAAGGGUUUUUUUACAUUUUUUUGUGGAGCAAACAAGUGGAGGGUAUGACAGAUUUACAUCAGGUUUGACACUCAUAAACAAGCUCUGGGGACACAUUUUACUGUUAGCACAUCAUUAAAAAAUCACUUUUGCAUCAAAGGGGAACUUUGAGAGUCCUAAAACUCAGGGCCAAGUUUGAACUAUUUUUUUGAAAGCUUAUGCAUUUCUUAUUUCCAGUCUGGAGAAGUAUCCUUGAAUUGAAUUCGUCACAAGGUUGAGGCCCAUUUUUAAGCUUUCAACAUCUGUGUUUGCUGAACACAAAAUCCCGACAAUGUCAAUAAAGAUGAAGUUUGCCGAGACACGUCAAGCUCCACAGGCUAUACGGAGCAGAACGUGGAAAAUAGUGCUUCUCGUGGUGUGUGUUUGUGUGGUUAGCUGGUCAUUCCCGUCCAGUUCCACCGCAGUCUCGCUGACAGCUCUCCCUGACUCACAGUUCCCAUGGACUACGCUCGGCUGACUCGUCUUCCCGCCUCUACCCUGACCUCCGCCCACCUCUUUUUGUUUGUUUGGAAGGACAGCCACAUUAUUUUUAUGCACAUGCAUGAAAUGAUGCCCCUGUGAGGACGGUAAUGAGUGCCCAGCUUUUUGGAGGCUUUCCCAAUCCCCGCCAAAGCAAUUUGGUCAGGUGCUGCGGACAAAGAGACGCUUGUUAGCGGCUCACAAUCAGCGCCUGGUGUUUAUGAUUCUGUUGACCCGUUAGGGAAGAAAGAAGUGCAGUGAGAGGCAACAUAGGGAAGAGGAAGUUGUAUUAUACGUCGCUGUGGUUUGUCGCCCUGACAUUUCUCCGUCUCUUUGUUGGUGUGCGUGGCGCCAACAAUUUGCAGCAUACUUUCUCAUGGCCUGCGCACUGUGCUACUGUACAAUAUACCAGAGUAAUGGGGGUGUACUGAAACGGAACCUUUGGUACCGUACAGAGGUGACUCAACCUGACAGAGGAGUGGUACGCUGUCUACACGGAAACGUUUUCAGAGCAAAACGGCAAAGGUUUAGCCUUUCAUCUAGGGAUGCUCCGAUCAGGGUUUUAUGCUGCUGAUUCUGAUACCGAUCAUCCAGGACUGAAAUUGGCCAAUACCAAAACAAUUAAUUAUCUUAUAUAUUUAUUAUUCAUAUAUUAUUCAUAUAUUAUUAUGAUCGGCUUUUAUGAUCUGUAUUGAAAGGCAUUUAUUGGCAUAUGCCAAUCACAUGAUUUUUCACGGAAACCAGCCGAUACUGAUCGGUGGCCAAUUGAUCAUGCCUAGUUUCAGCCAUUCAUCCAAAUGGAAACUGCAUUUUUUUAAACAGCUUCCAGAGUGGCAAAAUCUGAUAACGCUGGCUUUUCGUUUCUGUGUAGACAGGCAACCUACUUCUUUCUGAAAACGAUGACGUCGCCGACCCGUCGCUGUCGUGAGACCAAAAAUUUGCUUUGACAACAAGCCAACACAAUAUCAGAAUAUUUCGACUGGUAUGACUCACCCCAGUCGACAUCCUCCUGAUAUUUUGACUCCGCAAAUCUAUUUACACUUUGUCGUAAGUCUAGACAAGCCUCGGAAAGCGGAAUACGACGAACUGAUGCGUUUUUUUUCCUUCUUCUACAUUUUGGUGUGUGACGUGGUGACUCGUGUCUGUUUACAGCGCCACACGUAGGUGUGCCUCGUGUAUUACAUUGUUUUGACUCAGUGACUAUUUACUAAUGCGGCACAGCGUGGACGCACAAAACAACAAUCCACGAACAUUUUCGUGUAGACAGGGCCUAAAUCUUGGUGAAAAUCUGAAUAACGAUGAAAAGAUGGAAGAAAAAAAAGGAAAUUGACGUUUAACUUUUUGUAGUUUUCAGUUAUAACUCCCAGCUAUCCAGAGACUGCACUGUAUUUGUUUUAUUGCACAGGUGGCCACAAUAAAAGGACAAUAAAAUGUGGGAUUAUGGUGUGAGCAGGCGUAUGUUGUGGGCAACAAACACAGGUGCAUUUUAUUGAUGGCGUUUUGAAUGCACAGAGAUAUCGUGACGAGACCCUGAAGCCCAUUGUUGUGUCAUUCAUCCAUGAGCAUAAUGUCAUGGUGCAGCAGGAUAAUGCACGGCACCAUGUUGCAAGGAUCUGUACACAAUUCCAGAAAGCUGAAGACAUCCUGGUUCUUGUCAUCAGGCAUGCACAUUUUGGAGUGGCCUUUUAUUGUGGCCAUCCUAAGGCACACUUGUACAGCAGUCAUGCUGUCUCAUCAGCAUCUCGAUAUGCCACACCUGUGAGGUGUCUAAAUUAUGAAUUAUGAAUGCUCACACACAGAUUUGUGAACAAUAUUUGAGAGAUUGGCUUGUUGUGUAGUUAGAAAAGUUUUUUGUAAUAAAUAGGGCAUGAAGCUGCCCCGUGUGUUGGUUUCAAGCCCACAAUGCACCCAACAGACUUCAAGUCUGAACCCAGAUGAACCCUCACGUCUGUCUCCUCGCCUCCCGUCUUGUGACGAGGUAGACAAAUGGCGAGGGGUCAUGCAAGGCCUGGUGGCAGCCAUAUUUUCUGAGGCUCCGCCUGUGGUCCUCGCGGGCAAAAACACACACGGACAGACAGUGGGUGGAUCCAUACCGUGACCUUUCACCCCAGAAGGGGCUCCUUAUAUAGGGGUCAUCCGAGUCAGUGUUGCCAUCUCUGCACCUGGACCACAGGACUCAGGACUGCGUGUGUGUGUGUGUAGGGUGGGGUUGGGGAGGGGGUGGUCUCUGGGGGAAUGAAUCGGGCCACUUAGUGGAGCCACCCACCCCCUCACUUACAGAGCUUGCUUCAACAAGAGGCGAAGGUCAACUCUCACCCUUUCUCGCAUUUCUCCAUACCGUCUUACACCCCCCCCCCCCCCCCCCACACACACACACACACCCAUUAACACCCCCACUCAUCAUCAACAAGCUAUUUGAGAGUGAUGUGUGAAAAAGUGUUGCUGUCCCUUUAAGACUUAAUUACAAUAACGGCGAUAAUCACAUAUGCAAAACCCCCUCAAACUGAGAGUGGUUUGAGUGCACGUUUUCCACAGCAUCACCGCCACCGCUCAUAUUUCAUUUUAACGUGCAGCCUGGCCCGGAUUCAAAUGUAAAAUAGCAGAUGAGGGCUGUAAUUGCACGUCUGAGAGCGAGCGCGCAAUCCGUAAUUAAGUACUUGAGCGCAGAUGGAGGUGUUGGCGUCGUCAGACUGCUUUGAGAAAAAAAAACAAUUAAAAAGCUUCAGCACGCGCCAACGCUUGUGCACAAUUAGUAGGCGGGUUGUAUUUUACACUGUGGCGCCGUGGGUGAGUAUUUGCAACACCUUUGAUGGUUCUAUCAUCAUGAGGAGUGUCUUUUUAGUGUCCCAAUUUGGAAAAGAAGCUGUGUAAUAAUUGUGCACACCUCGAUAUAAGGUCUCAAUCUCCUUAGGACAUACAGUAUACCCUCCCUCAAUACACAAAUACACAUGAGCAAAUAUGCUUCAAUCCAAGAAGCACUCUUGUUUAUACAGCUUCCAGUUGGAAAAUAUGCAUAAAAAUGAAUGAUGUGCUCGAAACACUGACUUCCUUCAUCAUUUGCGCCCAGAUAAUUCCAGCACAAAUGAAGGAUUUGGGCCGUCAAUGUACGGUCAGGGUAGUUUUUCAGCUUCUCCAACCUCCAACCUGCGUGUCAAGUUGUCACCCAACUCCACACAAGACUCACAACACAAAGGUUUGUGCUCUUUUGACCUUUUGGACUCGUGACAAAGUUCACCCAGCCCCUCAUUUGCCCCAAAUUAAAGAAGAACAGUUGCAAUUGUUCAUGCUAGGUUUGUGCUACAAAAAAUAUCAAUUGUGCUGCGAUACUGUUUGAGUUAUUGAAGAUUUAAGUGUCCGGUGAUGAGUUCAUCAGCCCCCCGACAUGCUCAGAAUGACACCAAAAUAGUCUCAUUCUUUUUUGCUCUGUUUGUGCUGGAAGCUUGUGCUAUUAUUACAAAGGACUGCCCAACAGUGAUGAUGAUGGAGUCACGUUCACGGUGCUUAAUCUGCCAGAUAACGGCUGUUUUUGGGGUGGUUUACUAAAUAUUGUGCCUUAAAACUUCAUUUUAGUGCUUCUACAAAAAAAGGUGAUGUUUUGAAUAACAAAAGCUGUAGUAAGGCACAGUACUAGUAGUAGUAGUUAGGUGUGUAACGGUACAUGUGUCCGUAAUCUGAUAGCUUCGGCACAGAACGGAACGCCUCUGCACCGUACCGAGUUGCAUGUUGCAUUGCAUUUUAUUUAACAGUGUUUUUGCAGAUUCCCUUGUGGAUCAAUAAAGUCUGUCUAAGUCUAAGAGACAGAAAGUGGAAUGGCCUCGCAUGUCUACUGCGUCAAUAAACACAGCCUUUGCAUAGCGGGUGUCAUAAUUCCAAACUACAAAAUGUCAAUUUCCACUUUUUAUUGCACUCUGUAAACUUUAGCGGAAGUUGGUUGUGUCGUUUUUAUGUAAUCCUGCUAAACCCGUAGAAAUCCUAAUAAUAAGUGGGGGGCCAAUAAGCUAGCAGCGCAGCUCUUAAGGUGUCGGGGAGUGAGGUUUUAGCCAACGUGUUAUCACAUAACCUCACUGGCUGACUGUUAAAGCAUAUUUUCAUUUAAAUUGAUGCAUGAUAUUGAUUCAAAUAUGAAACUAGAUUAAUAUUGUUUUUCUCGACUGUGUUGUCAUUCUGCAAGCUGCGUGUGUGUUUGCAUGAGAGUGUGUGUCCCUCACCCUGUCAUCGAUAAACACCUUCAAUUUCCUCCACGCCACGGCCGUCACACACCAGCUUGCCCCAGCCUAGGUGGGCCCAACACGCCCCCCAGCCAAGCACAUCGACUCCCACACUCCCAGAGAAACCCGACCCAAAGAGAAGCUCCUCCUCUCUGACACACCUGAAGGCUGUUUUGGCUGCGUGGGACGGGCAGACAUGCGGCGCUGUUAUGGAUGGCAUCUGGCUGUAAAACAAUCUUUGACUCCUUAGAAGUCCUGCAGGAGCACGGGGGCUGUUGACAGUUGCCCCCCCACCCCCAACUUCUCACCGUCCCACCUCAAGGGACAACGGCAGGAAACAACGCAUUGAUUGGUGAUUGAUAUGCUUUUAUGGCGAGAAAACAAUUUUUCACGCUUUCGCCGCUGUUCACCGAUCACUUAUUCCCACUUUUCAACCUGACACAGCAGACGUGCGUUUGAUUCCUGUUGCAUCCAAUCCAAAUAUGGAGGAACAUUUUAGCAGCAGAUUUCUUGUAAAGCCGCUGUCACAUAGACGAUCUUUGACAAGCAUUUUUGCAGUAUGUCGUUAAACACAAUUCCUGUCAUAGAGACCAGUGGUCUCCAACCUUUUCUGACCCACGGACCGGCUUGUGUUCCCACAAAUCUCCCGCGGACCGGGCAGGUGGUGGGCGGGGUUCAUACAUGAUAGCCAUCUAAUUUAUCUUAUUUAUGAUGGAUUGUGUAAAACUAAGACAUGAAUAACAUCAAAUUAAAAGCACAACAUGAAUGCUGACCCACCAUCCACCAGUUCAGGUUCCAGCCAAGUUUUUCCAGAGAGAUUAUUACAUGGCUGUUUGACGUGUGUGGUAAAAGGCAGUGUGCUAGCAUGAAUUAACUUGAGACAAAUGUGCACAUUAGCACUCAAUAAGUCAUCCAAACUUACCUUUAUGCAUUCCCACAUAGUAUCAGCAUUUGAUACCAAAUAUGAGGUGAAAGAAAAAUGGUAAAAAUACAGUAGUAGUCUAUCUGUGCGGCAUGAGAUAAAGUUAGCACACCCACAAUGGACAUGCGUCAAGUGAGACCGAUGUAACAGAGAGAAUCCGGCCACUUUUCAAAAUAAAACAUAAAAAAAAAUCAAAUAAUGGAAAUUAUUUUUUCUUUCUGUGCGGCCCGGUACCAAAUGACCCAUCCGGGGGUUGGGGGCCACUGAUGUAGAGGACCUUUGACUGGUGUUUUUGGAGUAGGUCCUUAAAAACAGCAGAGCACUCCUGUCACAUAGAUACAUUUCAGUAUAUUGGCCAAGCUUGGUUUGACAAGGUUACAGAAGGACUGAGGAUCGGACCAGCAACUUCCAGGUUGGGAGAGGACCGCUCUACCACCCAAGCCUUGCCGCCUACUAGUGUUAUUGCAGUAGAUGCUGAAAAACAGCAGAGCAGAACAACCUGAAGUGCAACAAAUUAGCAUGAGAAUCAGAAGAACGUCACUCAACCCACCCAGCACAUCAAGACAGACAUUGAUUUAUUUGAAUGAUUUUUCAUUUGUAGUCAUUCAAUCAUGGGGGGGUCAUGUUCUCAGUACAUCAUGCGUUCAUCACUGACGGCUUUGGCCACAAGGUUGGUUGAGGCCGGUGCAACCAGAUCCGCCAGUCGGGUCCAUCAGAUAGUCGUCCUUGGCUGCAUCCCGCUCUUACCUGUCAAAGCUGCGUGGCCAUCAUCCAGCUGGUCAGUCAGCCUUUUGGGCCCCCCCCCCCCUUUCAUCUUAUCAGGAUAAUGAGCUGCAUUUAGGUCCAUUAUGGGCUGACCCCGAGGACUUUCUCCGCUGCUAAGCGGGGGCCUCGUGCCAGUGAUGGACAGGCCCAGAGGAAUGUGAUAUGUAGCAGGAACGAGGCUGCAGGGGACGUGGGUUGACUUUUUUUUUUUUUAUGAAGUUGCCUGUAGGUGACAACAGCUUCAUAAAAUGAAUAAAUAGAGGCUUUGCUACACGUCUUAAAAUAAUAUCUAGAGCUCUACCAAGCUGGGAGGUUUUUUUUUUCUAGUGAAUGGGCUAACCUAGCAUGAUGUUGUUGCAAUGUUAACACAACGGCACGUGUUGCUAUGCUAGUGUUGCUAACAUUUGCGUCCUCCUGGCCCACUCCUUACUGUUACGUUGUUGUGUAUGACAUAUCACAUCGAAUAUGAUCCUAAACAGGACCAAAUUCCAGGCAGAAGCUACGGUCCUUGAUAUCAAAGUGACACAAUUUUAAAAAAUGUGAAACAAGUAGAAGAUAAAGAUGGAAUCUACCGCGUACAGACCAAAGGCGGUAGACAUAGGGGACAAUGAUGUCAAGCUGUAAAUCUAGCUCGGUCUUUAUUUCCUCUUAAAAAGCAACAAAACCAUAGACUUAUAUGAUACUACAUUGUGUAUUGUGGUAAGUUAGCUCAUUUUAGCUGAAAAGCUAAGGUAACGUGUAUUAGUUAAUACUCCAGCUAGCUCCGUAUGUUGAAAAACAACAGCAUUGCAUUAUUUUGCAAAUUAUACCUGUGUUGCACACAUAGCAUGCCAUUUUACUGUACUGUACCUUUUUAAAUAGCCCAAAUAUUUUCAAAACGUGCAUUUAAAAAACAGCUUUGAAUUGAAUGGAAUGCCACCAGGACAUUUGUAGGGGCGGGGUCUGUUCUGUGCUGCUCUGUGAUUGGCCAGGCUGUUACAUGACUACUUACUUUACUUUUUUAAUUUGUUAAAAAAAUGUAUUAAUAAUAUUUUUAAUUCUAAUAUUAUAAUUACAAUGUAAAAUAAAAUUAAAAAAGAAUAAUGAUAUAUACAUAUAUAUAUAAUAUAAAUGUAAUAAAUACAUUAUUUUAUAUAUUGUUGUUGUUUAAUAAUAUUGUUUUUUUUAUGUACUUUGCAGUAUAAAUGGAAGUUAUGUGGACACAUUAUUGACAGGUUGGUUCUCAGAAAGGAGGCACCAAAACAAUUGCAGACCGAAUAAUUACAGAUUGAAGGGAGAUGUGUGCUGUCCUGCAGGGUGGGGGGGGGGCUUUAAGGAUAAAGAGGGACAUUACAUACUCAAGGACACCCCCUCUUUUGGCACUUCCUCCUAUAGAGAAAGAGAAAGAUAGCCAAAGAUGCUGAGUGACAGGAAGAAAAGAGAGAAAAGAGACACCUAUAAAGGAAAAGACAGCAUGUCUUUGCUACUUCCUGCCAGAACCGGGAGGAAGAUCCUCGCCCCCCCUCUGAGACUUUGCCUCCUUUUAAUUACAGCCAAUUACAAGGCGAGCACGCCAGGACGUAUUACACGGCGACAUCAGAGAGCCCUUGAGGCACAUACUAUGGGUGCUUUGGCGUAGCGAAAGGCCCUUGGUAUCUCCCAGGCUCUGAGGGGCGCUCCGCCGCUCUCUUUUUGUGCUUUUAAUGAGAACUGAAAGCAUGAAAAUGCAGCUCCCCGCCACCCCGUGCCAUAAAUGAGCAGCUCUCUUUCCAAAGUGGACCAGCUUUGGAGGUAUAGCUGGGACAACGCUGCUAUGCUAACGUCUUUAUCAUAAUUGUGCGUGAUGGAGGGUGACGGGCUGCGCAGGAAGUGGCUUCAUGGGAAAAGAAUGGCAUGAAUUUGGACACUUUGUGGACAUUCUCAUCCCUCUCGUCCUUAUAUGGACUAUAGGUUUGGGAGAAAGUUCUAUACAGUGGAACCUUGGUUACCUCGCGUGGUUUCCGGUUAACAUUGAAAAUUGAUGCCACACUUUUGCCUCCGUGUGCGUGCAUUCUCCAGUUAGCGUCCCGUUGUGUUCUUAAUACACUGCGUGAGUCCAACUGUGUUCUUAAUGUGUUUUUUAAUCACAAAACUCCCUUCCUUGUUGGCUAGCUAAACAAAGUGGCAACCGAAACCGGAGGUCAGCUACGUCGCCUCGCCCGUCUAUGAUGUCAUGAGUGGUUGAACCACUCACAUUACAGAAUAUGUAAUAACUCAAAACCGUUUUAAUUGCACAAAACAGCACAAACGAAUGGGACUGUUUUGGUUUAAUUUGGAGCAAAUGGAGGGUUGAGUGAACUUAGGUUGACCUUUGUAAUAAGUUUAAUAACUAAAAGGCUAACACUGCACAAUCAAGCAUUUUUUAUGGCACAAAACAGCACAAACGAAGACAAAAAGAAUGAUACUAUUUUUGCUUUCAUUCUGAUCAUGUCGGGGUGCGGGCGCGGGGGCAUGAUUAUGUAAUACCCCGAAAAUUAAAUCUUUAAUAACUCAAAAAGUAUGACAGCACAAAGGGCCAUUUUAAUUGCACAAAACAACGCAAAAGCAACACAAACGAAUGGGACUAUUUUGGUUUAAUUUGGAGCAAAUUGGGCCGGGGCGAACUUUUGACUGACAUAUAAAAUAAACCGUAAUAACGAAAACGAAAGCAGCACAAACACUCAUUUGAAUUGCAUAAAACAGCACAAGCGAAAGAGACUAUUUGACCAGGUAAACAACUCAUGUCAAAACAGGAAAGUGAUGGUGGGUGAUCUCGCUGCCACGUCACGUCUUUGGGGACAGUCUUCAAGAAUCAUGUCCUCAGUGAUGGUCAACACAGCUCUACAGUGGUUCUAUUCUUACAUGUCUAGUUUAUUCAAAGUCACAAUGUUAAAUCUUCAUGCUCACCCACCAUUCAUGGUGUCCCCCAAGGUUCAGUCCUCACCCCCCUACUUUUUAUCAUUUAUCUUCUUCCCCUCUGUAAUAAUUUUCCUUAUUUUGCCAUUUCUGCUCUUACGGAAUUGUUUUCUGCAUGUAAAACUAUAAUUGUGAAACUAUAAAAUCAAAUUGUUGGCUUCCUGGAACGGAUUUAUUGGAUUUACAUGAUUUCUUAUGGGAAAAAUGUAUUCGGUUAUCGCCUUGGAUCUCCUGGUGCAAAUUAAUCACGCUAACCAAGGUUCCGCUGUACAUAAGUUUCACUUACGCUUUGCCUCUCGUGACUAUGGUGCGUCCAAGGACCGCCGAAGAAAGUGCGACAUCUCAACACUUGCUGAAAAAACAUUAUCAAUGAAGCAUAAAGACAUAAACAUGUUAAAAACUUGCAGGCAAGUACACGUAUGCUGUACAUUUUACCUGUAUUAUCACGUAUUUAUAAAUUAUUACCAGCUUAGGGUGAAUGUGAUGUGUUUCCUGCCCCUAAAAAAACUGCCUAUUUUUGGGGAAAAAAACUGAAAGUGACAUUUUUUUAACCAAAACAUCAAUGAAUUUGUAUUGUCGCAAAUGCUAAAUAGCGACUAUGCAGGCAUUCCACUGUAAUGCUUUUAGUAUUGUGCAUUUUCCCAUUUUUAACUUCUGAUGAAUGAGUUGCACACCGGGUCUGCACAGAAGGUUACCAGUUCGAUCCUCGAUCCGGUUGUAAUCAUUCAACGUCUAUAUUUCAACAUUCAGUCUGCGUUUUUGUAAUUUCUAACAUUUCCAGUUCCGGCGUUUUUAAUCUGCUAAAAGCGAGUGGACAAAUUAAAUGUUGCCCCCUACUGGUUAAAAAACAUUCCGUUACAUUCCACAGAGUGACAUUGGUUAAGGUGGUAGCUCGGUCUUCUCCCAACCCGGUGGUUGCUGGUUCGAUUGUCAGACCUCGUGUAAUCAGCAGCAACAAUCAUUCUUAAUUUUUACAUUCCAACAUUUCAAGCUGCGACAUUUCUCAACCAAUUCGAGCCCUUCCAACAUCAAAAUGUUCAGCUCAUUGAGGACAUGUCGGCCAUCUAUCAGUACUUUUCUAAAAAACUCCCAAAUUUUCCAUUAUUUGAUAUUUUCUGUGAGAUUUUUACCAUUGAAAAUGAUGGGACAAUUUCAAUGUCGCCCCCUAUGGGUGGAAAUUCAUUUCACGUUGAAUAUUACAUGCAGCAUUCUGCUUAUUGUGUGCAUGGCCACAUGGCUCAGGUCAUAGAGUAGUAAUCUUCUAACCGGAUGGUUGCUGGUUCGAUCCUUGGGCGUUUCCAAUGCAUUUCUAGGGCAUUUCGACAUUCGUUCUACAUUUCAGUUCAGCUUUCACAGGCAAUUUCUACUGAAAUUUGUUUUAUUGACGCAUUCAUUGGAGCAUUGAUGGUAAGUAGAUAAUACUCCAUGAGGAAAAAAAUGCCAUAACUUUGUCAAAAUUACAGAAAGUCAUAACAUUUUUGGCCCAUUGAUUUCGUCUCAAACGCUAUUAGAAAUUCACAAAGAUUUGAUCUUGAUCCAAAUACAAAUCUGACCUAUGUUUCUGCCCACAAACAAAAAGCUCCAACAACAUUUUCCACAUUAAUGACACCAAUCAUUUUUGGAUGCUCACUAAAAUUGGAUGAGUUCCUUCCUUGGACUGUACCACACCCCUAUGAAAAGUUGAAUUCAAGUCGGUGUCGUUGUUUUGGCGCACUCCGGCGCACUUUGGCUUAGAAACAGCAAAGCACAUUGAAAAAUACAGUGUUUACUGUAUAGUAGUACAGCGUAUGUGGGUUCUCUUUCAUGCUAAUGAAGCAUCAUGGCUGAAAUUCAACAGCUAAAAUAGACGGUGGGACAGUGGCAAGCUUUUAUGUAUUGUGUAGCGAUGAAAGCGACACAUAAAUGUGAAGCAAGCAGUCCAUUGAGCGUCUUGGCAGCCGUUAGCAAGCAGAGCCGAUUAAAGCCUCUUUUGUGGCUUGGAGUGUUGGAGAACACCUCCUUGGCACCGCGCGAACCGGUCCAAUGUACGGGUUUACGUGUGCUGUGAAAAGACAGUUUUGUCAUGUGCCAGUUCAGUGUGAUGUCGGGUCAUCGGGCGGUUGCCGGGUCAUUUCCUGACUCGGACACGUCAUUCUGUCCACAAUGCAGAUGAUGACGAUGAUGACACCCUUAAACCUUGAAUAACGACAGCAGUUUGAAUGAACGCUGACAUAAAAUACGGUUGCGUGUAAUGUGGAGACACUCAGCUACACUGUAGGUGACUAAGGCCACAGCUUUUAUACUCGUAUGUGGGAUUUAUGUGGUUUACCGUACUUCCACCACCCAAAACCAAACAAUUACUUUUCAGCUACAUGACCAUCCAUCAGGACAGCAUGUGAAAAGGAGACACCGUAGUAGAUUCAGACGGGAAUAUUUUUCAGCAGCAGGAGCGGCACACUACAAAAUACUUAGUGGAAGACACCAAAUGCACUGAAAAUGUUAUAUUUGGCCAUGAAAAUACCUUAAAAAUAUUUUUAAGGGUGUUAACAAUUUUAUUUUUUGUGACAUUGAUUAGUAAACAAAAAUAAAAAAAUAAAUCAAGUAGCCCUGAAUUGUACAUUACAUUUAUUUUCAAAAUAUGCAAACUUUCCUGAUUUGGACUGCAAAUAAUUUGUGCUGUAAACCUGGAAGUCAUACACAUCCGUGUCAUUAUUUUAUGUAUUUUGUUAUUACUAUUAUUUUUUAUUUGCUUCUUUUAAUUGUAAUUUAAUGUAAUUUAGUUUUUAUUUUUAAAUAUAUCUGUGUAUGAUGCACUGCUCUUGUACACCAUUGCUGACCCCAGCUACAUUUUUAUUUAGUGUCAAUCAAUCCAUCCAUCCAUCCAUCCAUCCAUCCAUCCAUCCAUCCAUCCAUCCAUCCAUCCAUCACCCAACCAACCAACCAACCAACCAAUCAGAACAACAGUUAUCGAUGGCACUUUACAGGAGGUCACAUUCAUAAAUGAAAAACAGAGAACCAACUGAAAGCCCACAUUAGCAAGCACAUGGCAACGGGGGCAAGGAAAAACUGCCUCUGGGGAAGAAACCUUGAACAGAACACAGGCUCUUUGAGCGGCCAUCGGUCUCGACCGGUUGGGUUAAGCUAUAAAAAUAGAGUAGAGGGACAGAUGGUGGAUCAAGCCAUAAAUCUUAGUCUUAGUCCAAGGAACAUAAAGGAGUGUCUCUGAUGCAUAUCAGCAUAUCAGGGGUCAGUUCUAACUAUAUGCUUUAGCAAAGAGCUACGUUUUGAGUUGACUUUUGAAUAGGGAGAAGAUGUCUGCCCCCCGGAUUGAGUGGAGGAGUUGGUUCCACAACAGAGGAGCCUGAUAACUAAAUGUUCUGCCUCCCAUUCUACUUGUAAAAAUUCUAGGAGUGGCAAGUAAUUGUAAAUUCUGCGAGCGCAGUGUUCUAUUGGGUUGAUAGGGUACUAGGAGCUCUUUAACAUAUACUCUACUUGGUGCCUGGCCGUGUAGUGCUUUAUAUGCAAGAAGGACAAUUUUAAACUCAAUUCUAAAUUUGACAGGUAACCAGUGCAAUGAGGCUAAUGCGGGUGAGAUAUGAUCUCUUCUUCUGGUUCCGGUUAAGAUUCGUGCAGAAGCAUUUUGGACUAACUGAAGGGUCUUUGAAGAUUUCUUAUGGCAACCUAUUAACAGAGAGUUACAAUGAUCCAACUUGGAGGUCACGAAAGCAAGUUUUUUUAGCAUCUGUUAGUGGCAGGAAUUUUCAGAUUUUCUUUAUGUUUCGUAAAAAACACGUUUUAUUGUAUUGUAUUUUUUUUUUCUUUAAAACAGAAAUAUUAUCAAUGCCUCUAUUUGAGUGUGUGUGUGUGUGUGUGUGUGUGUGUAUAGGGAUGUAACAAUUCCAUUUAUAUCGUAUCGAUUUAUAUUCCUAUGAUCCAACUACAUCAAUCUGUGUUUGGCAAGUUGUCAUUCCGGACGGCAUAUAUCGAUCUAACAUAAUUUCAAAGGUAAUCGAUCAAUUGCAUCAAUACUAGGAAAUAAAGCAUUGGAUUUAAGCACAGCAGGCUUUAUAUGGAUGUGUGUGUGUGUGUGUGUGUGUGUGUUUUUUAGCACUUUUAAUGAUAAAAAUGUUAAACGUUACUCAAUUCAGUGACGUCAUCGCCACGUGCACACAAACAACAAAACGUAGCAUGGCGCAUGGCAGAGGACAAGCCGGCGAGCGAGAAAUAAUUAAGCCACUAUUGCGGUCCUGUGUGUGGAAACACCUUGGCUUUUGCAAAGAGGGGAGAUGUUCUAAAUAAGUCGCUCCUUGUAGGAUAUGUAAAGAUCAAGUAAAAUACCACCGCAACACAACAAAUCUCUCCAACCAAGGCGCCAUGGGAUUUCACACAACGCUGACCGUCCCAGCACCUCUUGCAGCAAAAGUAGCAGAUAAACCCACUGUUAAUUCAACCUGAAGAUAUGUUGGUUGCGCUUUAUGUUGAUAUGAAUAUUGUGUUGAAAAACAAAAGCAGAAGUAGCAGGUAAACCUACUGUUGAAAUGUUGGUUGCACUUACUGUACCUGUAUUGAGCAUUUAUUGAAUAUUGAAAAUGAGAGCAGAAAAUGUUAACCUCUUGUUAAUUCAACCUGAAGUGUUGGAUGCACUUGUUGCACAAAUGGGAAUGCAGUUGCCAUUAUUUGUUGUUUACUUGUUUGUUUAUAUCUGUAAUUAAGUUAUACCUGAUUCCUUUACAAAAAAACAAUGUGAAUCUAGGAAACUUCACAUGCACUUUCCAGUAUCCAAGUAUUUAUUUCACAGUCACACUGGUUGAAUUUUUGGCUAAAAACGUACUGAAUCAAUUUAAAGUUACUGAAUCGUUUCGGAUCAUAUUGUUCUAAAUGAGUGCAGGUGAAGUUUGCUAGAUUCCCGUUGUUUUUUGUUAGGGAAUCAGGUAUACAUUAUUAAUAAUGCUCACAAACCUAAGAAUAAAUUAUUAGUGAGUACAAAAAAUAAGUUAAAAAUGCAAUACAAAAUGGGGAUGAACAGGGGGUGGUAUAGCUUGCCAUGAUAAAUGAUUUACUUGAAGUAGUGCAAUCCAAACCUGCACUUUGCACCCUAAGGUGAGGGACAUUAUGCAAAUUCCUCAACAAAUGAAUGUGGUAUGGUAUCUUCAAUGAGGUGUUGAAACUUACACACCUGUAAGGGCCGGUGGCAGCAGGGCCUUUUUUGGGCUCAGAGCAGCCAUUUGAAAGAACGGUGCAGCAACUAGCAAGUCAUGUGACCUCCUUGUUCCUUCUGCGGCUGAGUGGGUCGGGAUGCGUCCUCCGUCUUGAUAAGGCGAUUAACAGAGACACCCUAGCAGGAUACUGUGGCGUGGUGGGUUUAUGAUAGUAAGUUUUCAUAGUGAUGAGACCAAAACGGGAGCCCAAACAGAUACUUUGCAUGUGAAGUGAUGAGCAGAUAGCGUGCAGCAUACCACAACAUUGUUCAUUUAGCACUCCUUUUUAUACAAAAUCCUGCUACAGAUUCCUGUGAGGCUUCAUAUUUUGUUUUCAAUCAUUGUUGUGACGCUUUUGUGCGUGAAAAGCUUCUCCUCCCUCUGCUGCGUGGAACUCAUCGGGACAGGAAACUCUCAGCAGACAUGAAAGUGCUUCUGACGUCACCAAAACAUCACGACUGUUCUCUUUCUUCCAUCACAUUUUAUUUUUUACUUCAAAUUUCCCCAAGCAGACUGAGCUCAUGUCGCCGGAAUGUAGUCGGGGGACCAUCUCGUCAGCGUGCUGUUAUGACUGGAGUUGUUUUGGUUCCCAGAAUAGCGACGAUGCAGAAAUAGAACAUUCCGGCGUCAUUCAGACAUUUCUCUCCGGUCCAAAGGACGCAUUCCAAGAGUGGUUGUGUGCUGAGAUGCCACUGGGAUGCUGCAUGGGAAAGAAUGCGGCCCUCAAGAAAGGACACUUUAUUAGACCCACCUGCAACAUACCUGUCAUUUAAAAAUAUGAUAAUUAUUAUUACUGUCUGGCACCGGUACUAAUAUUUUGGUUAUUCCAUUUUAUUAGCGUCAUAGGAAGAGCAAAAUAUUAAUAACACUUGUAAUAAUAAUACUAAUAAUAUUAAUGGAACGCGUGGGCGCCAUCUGUCUGUCAGCUGAGUACCUCAACCGACAUUUUAAAGCGCAAAGACAACAGAACCUGAAUUGGAAAAUAAUUGGUAAAAGAAAGUAGUGACAUACAUAUAUGACAAUUUCAUUCUGUUUUACCUUAAUAAUGAUUGGAAGUGCAUGAGAAAGUGGAAAGGAGAAUGUAGCUCUCUGACCACAUGCUCAUUUAAAUCAACAAGUAUAUUGCACAACACGGCAGCAACAGAACCAAUGUUGUCAUUCUCAGUCAACCGUAAUACCACCGAUGAGUUCAUUGCUACAUUUUAAAGCACAUGCAGAGGCAGAUCAAGCUGCUGGAUGCUGACCAUCCUUGAUACCUCUAACGCAGCUAGUGCCAGCUCGUGUUAAAAAAAAACUACAUCGGGGGUUAAAUGAACAGGGGGGUUAAUUGGAGCAUGUAUGGGAACUAAAUCUUUUCUGUGGCGGGAAAAUAUGCUGUAACUUUAUCAAAAUUAUUUUGGUCCAUGUUGACGUCUAAUGGCUACAAAAAAAUUGACAAUUAUUAUUAUUACAUUAUUUUUAUUUAUUUAUGUAUUUGUGCGAUAUAUUUAUUUUAAUUCUUCUUUUUUUUAAAUUUAUGAACAGCGGUGAUGCCCUCAGCUUCUGGGGUCGCUACUAUGAGUGAAUGUGGGCGGGGCUAAAGCUGCCAUCCAUCCGCUAGAAUCCUGUAAGUUCAUCCAGGAGCAUGAGGCACGUGUCAGAGUUUGGCCCCCUCUCCCCUUACAGGUGCCUCAACUAGCGUGAGGCUUUGCACAGCUGUGUGGAAGCGGACCCCUCCCUCGCCAUGUGUAAGGUCGCCAUGAAUACAUUUCAAAGGCGAGUGCAAAGCGAGUGUUCCCCCACUGCUUGGCGAUGACGACGUUUUUGCUAAUUAGUUCCCGACACAUGACAUAUAAGUGGAAAUUUCCUGUCCUCUCUUUUUUUUAAAAUAUAUUUACGAGAUCUCAAUCUGGGAAGGAGUUGGGGGGGGGGUUGCAUGUCUCCCUGCCAUUCACCAGGCAGAGUAACAUCUGGUCCUUCUUCUCCUUUUAUGCCAGUAGACCCUCUCUCUCUCUUGCGCGCGCUCUGCCUUUUUGGCUCGUGUUUCUUUCCAUUUUCUCACUUUUUUCUCGGGUUUCUUCUCAUUCGUUCCCUCCGUUGACGAGCUGGAAGGAAAAUUUCCUCAACGGAACGCAAUGUAAUGCAACGCAUUGGCCUCUUCAUGAGGUAACACGGUGUUUAGCGCUUUAGCGGUGAUGUGCAUUUAAAGGCAUUGAGGCUGAAAAUGCACGCCAACACAACGACCGUCUUAGUGCUUUUACAACAUUGGUUCUCUUGCUGCUGUGUUGCGCAAUACACAGGUGCUUGUUCAUAAACGACCUUGUUGGUCAAAGAGGAGUAUGUUUUCCUUUCCACUUUCUCAUGCACUCCAAACCAUUCAAGUUGAAAAAUGUGUACUUGCAAUUAUUAGUAUUUAUCUAUCCUCUUUGUUCCCAACUUCUAAUUAGUGAUCAGCCACGAGAGUCAUGCGUUAUCGGUGGAUGGUUCCGGAUGUCCAAGGUUAAUCAGGACAUCAGAGCUUCAUGCGAGUGUCCUUGUUCAGGAGCAGUAAAGCAUAUACAGCUGCGUGCUUGCACAAUGCAGACUGGCGACCGUUAUAGCACUUUGUCACCAGACCAGGCCUUGUGUGAGUGUGUUACUAAAGAAUGCUGACACACACACACACACACACUCACACGCGCACAUUAGAAAAGUGUGUCAGCCCAUGACUUGUAUUUUGGGAAGUUCGCACUAUGGGGCCUUUGGUUACUCAUGCAUAGAAGUGAUGAAUCAUUACUACUCACAUACAUGAGUACAUGAUCGCUGAUGGGCCAUCAACUCCGAAUUAGGCGUUAGCGUCCACUCAAGCAACAACAGCAAACAUAGUAGCUGUUUUUUUUUUUUUUGGUUUGUUUUGUUCUCAUCUUAAAUUGUCCCAAGAGAGGAUACAGUUUUAGAUAGAAUUGAAUGGAAAGUAUGUAGUGUUAUUGUACCCUACCUAAGUAUACAAUGACAAUACUGUAUUUUUUUAUAUUACCGCAUGACAAAUUUAAUCAGUAAAAUAAAAAGCACAUGCAAUUGGAGGUAACUGAAUGGGGGGGGGGAAAAAAUCCACUUUUGUGACUUUUUUUUAUUUUCCAUUUUUUAAAUCUGACAUUUACCAUAAAGAGCACAAAAAAGAGCACAUAUAAAAAUGUAUAAUAUAAAACAACAAUAUACAAAUUAAUAAGUCAUUUUUAUUAUUCUAAAAAAAAUCAGCUUUUGUAAUUUUUUUUAAUCUGACAUUUACCAUAAAGAGCACAUUAAGAAGUGUCAUCAAUAAGUAAAAAAAAAAAAAAACAGAUCCAAUUACAGGUUACUGUAAUUGUAGUAAUUAAAUCAGCUUUUCUGGGGGGGUUUCCCCCAUACGAAAUAAUAAGGAAAAAAAUUGUAAAGAGCACAUAUACAGUAAAAUGUCAUAAAUAAGUAAUACCAAAAAAAAAAACCAGACAAAAGUACAGGUUACUGUAAAAAAAAGUGCAUAUAUAAAAAUGUGUAUAAUAUAAAACAACAAUAUAAAAAUUAAUACGUAAUUUUUGUUAUUCUAAAAAAAAAUGUUGUGAUUUUUUUCCCCCAUAAAAUAACAAGGAAAAAAAUGUAGCCUACCAUAAAGAGCACAUACCGUCUAAAAAUGUCAUCAAAAUGUCAUAUUAAAAAAAAAUGGUCAUUGUAAAAAAUUUAAAAAAUCAGCGUUUGUGAUUUUUUUCCCCAUACAAUGAAUAACCUGUAAUUUUAUUUGAUUUUUUAUUUCUUAUUGAUGACAUUUUUAUGUGCUUUUUUCCUAAUAACCACUAAUUUUAAAAGUUGUUUUUUAUUAUUACUUACUGAUGCAUUUUUAUGUCCUCUUUUUUUAUGGUACUACUUUUUUUGAUGGGGGGGGAUUACAAAAGUUGAAUUUUGAAGGGAUUUUUUUUCCCCAUAUACUUCUGAUCAUUUUAUAAUUUAUCAUUUUUUAUAGUCUCUUUAUGGUAGGCUACAUUGUGGUCGUUCACAUGCUCUGUUUUAAUUUAUUAUAGUCAUUUUUAUAAAAUAGGGUAGAAUAGAAUCAAAUAGAAUAGGCCUUUAUUUGCCCUACAAUGAGGAAAUAUGUGCUUUUGCAACAUAAAAAUCAUGUUAAAAAUACAAUACUACUGCUGCUAUUACCGCAACAAUAAUGACAAUAAUAAUAAUAAUUAGCAUAUUUAUUACAUAUAUCGAAUAAUAAUAGUAAAUAGUAUUAACAAUAAUAAAACAACUGAAUACAAAUCUAAAAAUAAACUACCUGUCUGAGAUAUCAAAUCUGUGUGUACAGUACAGAAUAAGCACAUAAGUCUGACUCUGGCGUAGCAGGGAGAUUGCAUUUUCUUUCUCGGGCACUGCUUUACAGUAAUGCAGGGUACAUUGAGCAAAACGUAAUGAACUAAAACAAAAGAAAGUCACCUGGAAAGCCAGAUGUGUGACGAUCAUUCACGCCAAAGCGCUAUACUUGAUCACGUGACACUGGUUGGCGCUUAUUGGGAAGCAAACCACAGCGUGCGGUUACAGCGCAGCCACCGUUGCCCAACAUGGGUGAUUCCCCCUCUCAUCGCGUGUUCGCUCGGGACAAAAUUGCACAAGAAAUGAUUUUAGGUGAUGACUCAGCCGUAUAGCUGCACACAUACAUACACGUUCCUCUUCCUCAAAAAUACCCACGUUUUGAACCCAAAAUAGACUUUGGGAAUGUAUUUUUCCAGCUGCGUCUGUGCUGCAUGACGCCGCGU
Messenger RNA from Dunckerocampus dactyliophorus (ringed pipefish), 45839 nucleotides. RefSeq names its product potassium voltage-gated channel, KQT-like subfamily, member 1.2 (gene kcnq1.2). Gene Ontology annotation, biological process: transmembrane transport; potassium ion transport. NCBI's taxonomy places the organism in Eukaryota, Metazoa, Chordata, Actinopteri, Syngnathiformes, Syngnathidae. Gene Ontology annotation, cellular component: membrane. The record is from RefSeq and is a predicted model, not a curated record. The transcript has 20 exons. The coding region runs from base 356 to 2419 and encodes 687 amino acids. Gene Ontology annotation, molecular function: voltage-gated potassium channel activity.